AAAAGGAGGGAUGAGGAGACGGUUAAGACGGGAGAGAGGGAGCUCACACACACACACACGCACACACACCCUGACACACACACAUAGAUACAGAGGUGACCGUGACGUCAAACCGGAGCCCAGCUGACUCGCUCGCUCCGCCGUGCCUCGCGCUUUUCUGCACAUCCACUCCACGCGGCUGCUGCUGCUGCACGCCCUUUAAACACCGAGGAGGUGGAGGAGGAGACGGCAAGGCAAAAGAAGGAGAAGAAGAGGAAGGAGAGGGGCUCAUACAGUGAGGAGGAGGAGGAAGGAGGAAAGAGGCUCUUGUUGUCAUCCUCGCGCGCGGCACGGGGACGUAAAGGACAUCGUUGUUGUUUUUUUUUUUGGACACGUUCAAUGGAGACGAGGAGAGGAUGAUUGUGACGGAGUAUUGUGUGUCUUAGCAUCACCUCCUCCCCUCUCCUCUCUCCUCUCCUCUCCUCUCCUCCUCCUUCCUUCCUUCCCUCCUGAGCCAGCCAGGUGUUGCAUUCAAGCGCGAGCUCCUCGUGUGGAUGGAGAGGCUCGAGCAGGAGGGCUGAUCCAUCCACGCUGCGGAGCUUACACACACACACACACACACACACACACACACACACACACACACACACACACACACACACACUCGACACUGAUCUUGUCCAGCAACAACAAGUUGAUGAAUGUGAUUUGGAGCAGGAGCGCCGCGGGUUCACGAGCGGAUUCUAUCAGCUGUUUUUUUGUUUUCUUCCUCUCGGACCUUAAACCGGAUCUGUCUCUUUCUGUGGAGUCUCUUAUCAUCGCUGAAAACCAGGGAUUUAUCUCUACAUUUGUGCUUUUUUGUGCUGCACUCGCUUAAAGAAGAGCAUGUCUGAGUAGAAAAAAAACGGAACCAGCUGUGCCAACGACGCACACGCGAGAUUUCAGGGUGAAAUCUAAACAUUUUGUUCCUGCUGUCCCCUCUCCUCUUUUUUUCUCUCUCUGCGCUGCUCGCAUCAGGAGCGUCGUGUGAUUAUUUUGCGCGGACUGGCUCUCCGUGACGCCGCGGCACCCUGAUGGUGCGGACGGUCGGCGCACGGUGGCUCGAGCUGCUGCUGCUUCUUGGACACGCCACCCGGUGAUUUUCUCAGACACGGUGCACGCUGGUGGGGGUUGAUGUGAGACAUGCUUUCACACUCGAGUGGGAUUUACGCGGUGAUUUCUCAGCGGAAUAACGAUGACCUCCAACCGCGCUUUCCCCCGUGCCGUGCUCGCCGCAGCCCGGUUCGACGCGCAACGCUGGACGUCGUCUCCCCAGAAUCGCUGAGUUAACUCACAACCCACCGGGAAGGGAAGGUGACAUUAACGACACAAGAGAGACAGACUUUAGCGGCACAGCAGCGAUGGAGCUGUCCGAGGUCCGGUGCUCCAGCGCGAGCGAGGAGCUGUACACCAUCAACAAGACCCCGAGCAGCAGCAACAACAGCAACAGCAGCGGCAGCGGCGGCAGCGCGCGUCCCAAACGGCUGCUGUGGCAGAACGCGGUGCGGCACAUCACGGAGCAGCGCUUCAUCCACGAGCAGGGCGGAGGAGGGGUGAAGGGCAUCGGGUCGGACGAGCCCUACGACCCGAGUCAGCAGGACGCGAGGAAGCACUCGGCGGGGCGGACUUCAGUGGGGGACCGGCACAACAACGGCGGGACCAAGGUGUUCCCAGAGCGCGCCAGCAGCGACUUGGGUUUUCUGCAGAUCGACUGCGCGCCGAGCAACUCCGACUUCUUCCUGAACUGGGGCUACACGUACCGGGGCGUCAUCUUCCCCACGCUGCGCAACGCCUUCAAGUCCCGCGACUUGGAGCGGCUGUACCAGCGCUACUUCCUGGGCCAGAGGCGCAAGUCCGUGGUGGUGAUGAACAUCCUGGACGUGGUGACCAAGAUCACCCUGCUGGUGCUGCACCUCACGCUGGCCUCCUCUCCCAUGGACCCCAUUAAAGGGACUCUCCUCGGCUUCUUCACGGGCAUCGAGGUCGUCAUUUGUGCCUUAGUGGUGGUGCGGAAGGACACCACGUCGCACAGCUACCUGCAGUACAGCGGCGUGGUCACCUGGGUGGCCAUGGCCACGCAGAUCCUGGCGGCCGGGCUGGGCUACGGGCUGCUGGGAGACGGGGUGGGAUACGUGCUGUUCACGCUGUUCGCCACCUACAGCAUGCUGCCGCUGCCGCUCACCUGGGCCAUCCUGGCGGGUCUGUUCACCUCCGGGCUCCACAUCCUGGUCCAGAUGCUCAUCUCCCAGAGUGCGCAGCUCUCCACCAACCAGGUAAGACCUCACCUGUCCUCUCCUCCUUACAUCCUCAUCUCCUCUCAUCCUUUCCUUCUUUCCUUCUUUGACCUUUAUCUCCCCUCUUUACCCCACAUCCUGCCUUUCCUUCUCUCUCUCUGUCAUCUUCCUCUUGUUAUCCUCUCUUGACCUCCUCUCCUUGCCUCCUCGUCUGUCUCCUUCUUCCUCCAAUAACUCUAAUCAUUUCCUCGUCUCUCACCUCCUCUUUUUCCUAUUUUUACCCCCUUCCUCCUUCCCCCUCUUUUUAUCCACCUCCUUCCUCCUCUCACUAAAUUUCCUGUUUCCUUCCUUAACCUUCCUCCCUUCUCUCCUCAUCCACAUUCCUUCACACUCCUGUUCUUUUGCACUUCUGUCCUCUAUCGUCUCCUCCUCUCAUCCUCCCUUCCUCCUCUCUUUUCUCACCCAAACCGGUUUUCUCCUCCCCCCCUCAAGUCUUCAGAGACUCUCUGAUUUUUGUCUCACUCUUUGUCGUUGAACGUAAACAACAGGUUUGGAUUUUCAUGUUUACCUGAGCUGUUUACUGAAUUAGAGUUGAAGGUUUGAGGAUGAAGAUGAUGAAGAUGAGGAUGAGGAGGUUCAGUGUGAAAACAAACUGACUGUGACUGCUGAGGUUUCAGCACCAGGAGCUGUCCAACACACACUCACACACACACACACUUAUAAACACACACACUGUCACACACACACUGAGGUCCUGAAAUGCACCUCAGCUCCAAACAGGUUCAGCUCCCCCUACUGGAGAAAAUAGUCAUUAAAAUCUGAGCAAAACAUCCUUCUUCCUUCUUUCCUUUCUUCCUCUCCUUUACCAUUUUGCUUCCUUCUUCCUUUCCUUACUUCUCUUCCUUUCCUCUUUCUUCCAUUCUUACUUCUAUCCCACUCAUCCUCUUUCGUUUGUUUGUUUCAUUCCCUUUCCCCCUCUUUCUUUUGUUCUUUUUCUGUCUUUCUCUCUUUCUAUCUCCAUUUUUUCUUCCUUUUUUUCUCUUCUUAUUUUCUUCCUUCCUUCCUUAUCUCUCAUUCUGCUUCCUUCCUACCUCCAUUCCCUAGUUUUUUGCCUUCUCCUCUUUGUCUUUCUUUCCUUCCCUCCUCCUUCCCUCCUUGCUUCAUUCUUUCUUUCUUUCCUUGAUCCCCCUUCCUUUGUACUGUCCUCUUUCCUCCUUCCCUCCUUUCUUCUUCUUUCGUUCCUUCCUCCUUUAACCUUCUUUUUGUCCAUCCUCCUUCCCUCCUUGCUUCAUUCUUUCUUCCUUUUCUUGAUCCUACUUACUUUCUUCUUUUCUCCUUCCCUCUUUCCUUCUUUCUUUCUUCCUCUUUCGUUCCUUCCUCCAUUUUUCUCUUUCUUCCUUUCUCAGACUACAGUUUGUUUAGAUCAUAUAACAGGUGUGUGUAGAUUUACUGAUCUCAGCUGAUCAUAUUUCUCCGAGAAAUUAACAGUCAAAGCGAGACGCUGAAGUAAACCGAGUGAAGAGAUAAAGUCAGAGUCUGUCUUUGAUUCGCAGGUUUGAGCUCCUGUUUAGUCUGCAGAUUCAGUAAUGAUGCUCACAAAUGUACACAGUGUUCACAGCGCGGCGUUACAAACAAACAAAAGUCACAUCUGACCGUGUCGGCUCAUGAAAACGAAGCACGCGAGGCCGCUCUCAAAGACCGCCGUCUGAGUCAUGACUUCUUCUCACGAGCCCGCUCGAUGCAGCUCUGAGUCAUGGCUGUGCAGACGAGCAGGAACCUCCGAAAAUACUCGGAAACUCAGCGGGCUGCAGCACUGAAAACACACGGAGCGUGCUCAGUCGGGCUCAUGCUGCCUGGGCUAAAGGGCGGGAUGAUGAUCGGAACCCUGUCCGGCGUCUCCCAGCCUCACGCUGAAUCCCAUCAUGCUUCACUCCUCUGUCUCAGCUGUGUGGCCGCAGAGAGAACUGUGGAUGUGCUGCAGCUGACUGGACGCUGCGCUCUGUGUGUGUGUGUGUGUAUAUGUGUGUGUUUUGUUGAGUAGCUGAGGGGGGAUUUCCCAGCUUCCCUCUGUGCGGUUCAGCUGUGUCAAUCUGCUGGCAGAGAGCCUCUCGGGGGAAAGGUCAAAGGUCGAGUGUGCUGUUUGCUGCAUGCUGGAGUCCGGCUCAGUCCGAUCAGACUCUGAGAGCCGAUCAUUGCGGUGCUUUAUGCAGAUCAAUACAGCUGCUGAUAUCCGUCAAUGAGCCUGUAAAAGCUUUUCCAUCGGCUGAUCCGGACGCCAGCAGCGAUUCAGUCCACCAGUCCAGUUCUUUACCGACUCCCCUGUUGGUAAAGAACUGAGUGGGGGAAUCAGAGGGCCUGUAGCCGGUCCUGGUACAAACUGGGCCUUGGUCAGCCUCGGGCAGCGAGGAACAGAGCAGGAGGAGGAGGAGAGGAGAUUCACUGGACUGUGAAUUCCCCAGAACAUGUCAUGAUCCCAGACACAACAGUGCCGGUUUUUCGGUCCACAUGGAGCACCACAUGCCCCCCAACCAGUUACCCAGCACCUCUUACACAACACAUCAGAACACGACAACGACAGUUUGAAUAAUUAAAGGAGAUGAAUGUUGCUUCUCUAGUUAUACCAACUUUAGUAACGACCGCACAAUAGCAAUACACAGCGGUCUGAGGAGCCAUAAACAAACUUCAACCAAAACGCCACUCUAUAGCCACAAAUAAUGCUCAGAACAGCACCUAACUUCAUCAACAGGACAUAUAGGGUCACAGUCAUAGUACUAGACACCAAACAUCUUUUUAACUUUGACUCAUUUCUUUAUCAAAGAGACUAAACACAACUCACCUACUCUCUUCCAGCAGCCGCUUGUUUGUGGAGCUCAGGCCAGUCCAUUAUAGACUACAGCGGGGUGACGCAGCUCAAGGAAGAACAUUUAUGAUCAUUUCUUCAUGGAAAUGCAGUCAGACCGAGACGCUAAGAUUCAGAUUCAGACAACUUUAUUCAUCCUCGAAGGGCAAUUCAGUUCACAGUAACCCGCCUUGUUGUUCAAACAACGAUCAGGAACAGACAAAUACCAGACAUUCAUAAUAGCAUAUGGCCCAAACAUUCCCCUGUCCGCACCACAAAUCAGCAAUAAAUAAAUAACUACAUAAUAAAUACAUGUGCCAUGCGUUCAAAGUGGAAAGACUGAAAAUGCAAUUAAAAAAAUAAUGCGAUAAAAAGAGUAAAAUAAGAACGAAAACAAUCCUGAGACCCUGAUUCCAGCACCCCAAAAUCCAACACAGGCCCUGGUCUCUACUUCUCAGUGUUUAGCAGCCUGAUCGCUGAGGGGAUAAAUGAGUUAGAGUACCUAUUGGAAUACUUAUGCAGUUGAUGGACUCACCCAUACAAACAAGCGGCUGCUGGAAGAGAGUAGGUGAGUUGUGUUUAGUCUCUUUUCUAAAGAAAUGAGUCAAAGUUAGAAAGAUGUUUGGUGUCUAGUACUUUGGCUGUGACCCUAUAUGUCCUGUUGAUGAAGUUAGGUGCUGUUCUGAGCAUUAUUUGUGGCUAUAGAGUGGCGUUUUGGUUGAGCCCGUGGCUCUCUGUAUUGAUAUCAUGCGGUUGUUACUAAAGUUGUUAUAACUAGAGAAGUAAGAGGUCGGUAAAAUUCAUCUCUAGAGGGGUUGUCUAACUCGGAGUUACGGUGUGUUUGACACUAAAUUAAUUUUGUUUUUUCACUGACGACGCCCGUCUUUACGUUGAUGAUAAUCACAGUAGAUCUCUCCGUGAGUAAAUAAGUGCUUUUUUGUUUCAGUCUUGAGCUCAUUUAUUAGCUUCUACUCACACUGCGAUGAGUCUGAGUUCGUGCCGUUAUUAUGAGCAUUAACUUGCUGAAAACUGCGGGCGGGUGGGGGGAUUAUUUUAGCAUCGCGUGUUGAGUCGAGGCGACCUGAGAGCGCUCUGAGUUCAGGGCUUUACAUGAUCGGUCUUAAUUCUGCUAUGACUCACACUUGCUGUGCCGCGUUCGGGCGAAAGCAGCUGGACGGACUCGAAGUCAGAGAGGGGAUUAGGACGGCUCAUACGGCACUCCUGGGGCGAGGAGGACCGGGGGGACGCUGUGAAAUUAAACAUCCUCAACUCAAGCGGUGCUAAUCUACUCUUAUUAGCUGUGUUUGCAGAAGGAUUGGGGGGGAACAUAUAACACACACAUUAAAACCAGAGCGGGGAGACCAGGACUCUGACAGGCGGUUUAAUUAGAGAGGAAAGUUUGGGAAUUCUCAGACCUCUCAAAAACUGAGUUAGAUUUAAAACUGAAUAGAAACAGCCUUGGUGUGAUUAAGUAUUAGAUUUUUUUCUUUUUUAUUAGACAGGUAAGGGUCUCAGGAGGAUCUUUAACAGACUCAUUAAAGGUGGGGUUGGCAGGAAUCAGUUAAAGAAGGCUUUUAAUAUCAGUCAAUAGUUAUUACUUAUUGACGACAUUUGGCAAUAUAACGAUAUCGCUGUGUUCUCUUAUGUCUGUGUAGUCAAUAUUUCAACAACAAACACAAGCAACAAAACAAAGUAAAUACCAGAGACUCUGGAGGAAUAACAGACGCUUAAAAAGGAGGUAGACCGGACAAGAGCUAAAAAGCCGGGUCAACAUAAACGAUGGGGGGGCGCUUGGGGAUCUUGGUGACCCUGUAACCUUUCUGCUGGACAGGUAAACCGCUUGAACAAAGUAAGACAAGUGUCUGUAACAGAAGUGUUUCUUGUCAAACGGACCUGCUGUAGCGUGUUGUAGCGCCAUCGCUAAACUGUCCUCCCUCGGGUCCUGGACUAUGUCACUUUAUCCUAGUUAUAGAAGUCCUGCAAACAUUGUGUUUGCUGGUAGUCUGUUGGCAUCUACAGUAGCACCAAUGCUUUUGACUUUCACCUUGACUGGGCCCCAUUUGUAAUUAGUAAAUAAGUAUUUAUCUGCAAACGAAGCAGCCUCAGUUUCAGUCACUGUUGAAAAGCAAAUGCAGAUCAUUCUGGUUUUUGUUUACAGUUAAGUUAUGGUUAAAAUGGUGAGCAUAAACAAUCUUAUUAUGGCUGUUGUCUAUUGUUAAUUAACUUUUAAAGCUAUUAUCUUUGGUUCCAUCUUGGAUCAGCACAAUAGGUCUCCUUUGAGUUAAAUCCAACAUGAUAGACCCAAAGAUCUUUUUUUAAAUUCUUAAUUGUUCAGUCUCACGUCUGUAGAAGUGGAUUGAUUACGUUAUUAAGGCGAGGGCGGUUUGGUUUGGAGGAACUUUUCUCAAACAGUAGGCUCUCUCUCAUCCCUCCACCCCCCUCUCUCUCUCUCCCUCCAUCUCUGAGUCUUAUUCCCCCUGUCAGACUCAGAAUAACCUCCAUCGAUCCGCCUCUGUCUCUUUACAGCCUCUCCGUGCUCCUGCUGGCCCCACAUCCUUUGUCCUCGGCCCCUCCAGUGCUUCGGUAUUAGCUGCUGCGUUUCCUUGAAAACCUCGACUCCGAUACAGUCACGUCCCAUCUUCCCCCCUCUCUAAACAAUGAGCUCAUAUUGACCCGUUUCUCUUUUUUCACGUCCUCCUGAAAAGACUCCAAAUAGAAGUGACUGUGGUUCUGCGCCGGCUGCUGUAUUGAUGGCCGCUCUUUGUGCAGAAGUCAUUAAGCCUUUUUAUUUGCUGUUAAAUGAACAGAGGGGUCAGUAAAUAACCGAGUGGGCUCUGAGGAAGUGUGUGUUUUAGUGUUAGGUGUUGCUCUUGUGUUGCUAAGAGCAUUAUAAAACUGUCAAUAGCACUGUAUCUUUGUGCCUGUGUUCACUAUCCUGUUCAAACACACACACUCACUCAGCAGGAGCUUCACACUCGCCGAUCAGCCGCGCUUUGAGCUCGCCGCCGCUUCCCCUUUCAAGGUCAGACUCGGCUUACCUGAAGCGCCGUCUGCACCGAGGAGAUAGAGGGGUGGAAAAGAGCAAAGUGGGGGUUUUUAUUAAAGAGACAACGCUCAUGCAUUUUAAUCUCCUGCAUUUAGCAUGCUCAGAGUGUUUACAAAGGCCGUGUUUUCCAAAUCUAUAAAGCUGCUUUUCCUCUGAGAAGCUCAUGGGUGUUACUUUUUACACAGCUUUGCAGAGAUAAAACAACCUGAACGUCUCAGGCUGUGUUAGCGCCUAAAUAUAUCUUUGACACCUAUCGAGAAGCUUUUAUGAAAUAACUAUUUAAAAAAAUAACGCAUAUUUAUCUUGUACUGACAAAAAAACUAGCAUUUCAUUCAACAUUUCCUUAAAACCCUUUGUUUUGGCUGCUCUUACAUAGAUUUACUUUUGACACAGCUUUGCAAUGAGGGGGUCAUCCCUAAGCGUUGUCCUAAAAAGGCGCCAUAACCUGACAUCGGGUCGUGACCUUUUGGCGAAAUGACACGUUCGGCAUCACUUGUGUAUCUCAUGUUUGUCUUGGUUUAUCAUGGUCCUCCGAUGUUGUAACAUUAUGAAACUGUAGCUGUCUUGACACACCAAGCGCAAGUAAAAUCAUUUCCAAAGAAAAUACAAAGACACUUUUAAACGCUCCUACUACUUUGGCGGCACGAAUUGGGCAGGAGCUGAAAAUGUCUCAACUUGAGCAGAUUAUUGUUAAUCAGCACAAUGAUUGCUGGGUGACGUAUUAAAACGGACGGUUGUUCACUGGUUUCUAAAAUGGAGGACAAACUGAUCGUGUCGGUGUGCGGGAGGAGGUCGGAUUACCUGGUAAAUUUUAAAAAUCUUUGUCUAUCACUUGAUCCAGCCAAUUGAACUGGCAGGAAUAACCGUUAAACUUACCGUUGACGCACGAAUGAAGUGAGUAAAUAAUAUUUAUUCACGUGUCUAGAGCUGCGCGAAUUAAGUGAGUAGAUGAUUUUACUUGCGCUUGGUGUGAGCGCCCCAUAACCCCCGAUUUCCACUGCAACCAGAACGGCUGCGAUUUUCGCCAUACACCAAUUCCUACAGGAUACGUUUGUGGGACGAAAUUCGUAUCGGAUUACGGACAGCAGGAAUCGGAAGAAUUCACAAGAACCCACGGAUUCACGUGCAAAUGCGCGAUAACAAGUUGUCUUUAGCCACAGAGGCUAACCAUAUAACCAUAUAGACUAUGUCCUUCCAGAGGAGGAAAUCUACUUCUAGAUUUGGUGUCAUCGGGCUGAAAUUCUGUCUAAAAACCUUUCACUUGUUCGUCUCCGCCCGUUUUCAUGGCGUGAAAUACGAUCCUCCUGAAACACAGAGUGUUUUAUUUUGAAAAGAGGCCGGAUGUUUUAUUUUGUGUCUGUGCCUGACUUCCUUUCCAGCACGGGUUAAUCUGUGCUGAAUUUAUCCGGCAUGGUCCGGCGUCUGGAAAAAAUAGAACUUAUGCGAUCAGCUGCGGAUCACGGCGAUCCGCAGUGGAAUGGAAAGAAGCCGGUGGAAAUUGACACGUUAACUUGAAUGGUUAAGAUCAGCUACGAUCGUCGGAUACGGCCUUUUCGUAGCCGUUCUGGAUGCAGUGGAAACUGGGGGUAAUAGUGCCAGCUCCUCCUGCUGAGGUUUUGACUCACUAACAACCUGCUCACUAAACACUCUCCCUCACACAUCAGAGAAUAUUUGCACGAUUGGACCGUUCCCCUGCAGACUGUAGUCACUGGUUGCUAUGCAGAGUUUCAGUCUGCAGACACAGGUUGAUUCUGACACACUUCCUGUUAUCUGGAGUCGUCGUGACCUUUAAAGUCUGACUGUCACUCAGAUGACGGCUCACCUCGUUCCUCUGUGGGCAGCUGAGCGUCUCCAGACUGACUCAGCCUGAUGAAAAAUCCCACCUCAGGGAGGAGGGGAAACGGGUCUAAAAGGUGAAGAGGGACAAAUCAGUGACUCCUCCCUUUACUUCUGCUCUUUCCGCCCUCCUACCCUCUCUUUCACCCUCCUCCUUCUCCUUCAUCUCGGCGGUGUCAUGCAAUUGAUCUUGGACAAUCUUGCUGUUACCAGACACUGCACUCAGCCGCUCUUAAUAUUUAAUGAAAGAUCAGGGCCAUCAACCACAGCAGCUUUUCAAGCUUUUAAUGGUGGAGUUUUCCAGGCAUGUUUUUUUUGCACUGUGACCUCCCAAGCAUUUCCACAAAUGGCAACAGGCGUAGAAGCUCUUACCGUACUUCUAUCAUGAAACGAUCUCAAACUCAGGGCAGGAGAUACUCGCAUUUCUUACAGUUUGAAAUCUGCAAUGCCGUUCUUCAAAGUUGGUAACUCAUAAGGUUAGGAAGUAGACCAGUAACUCCAGUAACUCCAGUCUCAGCGUCUGGAAACCUCCUAGAAAGUGAUGCAACAGUUGUUUCAAUUAUCAUAUAUAAUCAUAUGCCACGAGUGAGCAUUGUUGCGUGAGCUCUAACCGGCAGAUUGGAGCACAAAGCAAGUGAACCAAGGAGACGUGAGUCACUUCUGAUCCAUAAGUGUACAUGGGGAUCAGUACCACUUGCUGCCAAUAGGUGGCAUGUUGACUAUGAAGGAAAUAAAGAAGUAGAUGGAAGUCUGAAAUCAAAACUGUGAAAUCUGGAGGAGAUUGGGUAUUACACAUAAACGUGUUUUCCCACAAGGUUCGGGUCGCCAUCUUUUGAAUUUGAACCAUUCCGAUUUCUCGUUUUGAUUCCAGUUCCUAAUGACUCUUGAUUCCGAUUCUUUUAAAAGGCUGAAUUAAAAAAAAUGCAUGGUCUCAAUUAGGUGGCUUCUUCUUCGUAGGUGUUUGGCGGCUAUUUCUCUUGGUCGGGGGACUCGGCAUUAAAACUUGGAAUCAUAAUAAAAAAAUUUAAACAGUUCCAGUAGAAACAAAAUUUUAGUCCUUGUUCCCAUCGAUGCCUGAGACUCGAUGCCCAAGCCUCCACAAGGUGGCGCUAUGAACAAAGAUGAAAAAUACAAUAUAGAUGUAUUCUGGGGUAGAUUUAGAUAAUGUAAGUGCAAUCCUGAGCAGAUGCUAAACUGUACGAAGGUUACAUCAACUUCCUGUUUCACGACUAGUCGCUUAAGUACCGUAUUUUUCUGACUUAAAAUCCUUAAAUUUUCUCAAAAUUGACAGUGCACCUUAGAAUCCAGCGCGCCUAAUGUAUGAUUACUUUGUAUGGUGUUGCUGCUAAAUACAAAGCCUUAAAGGAAGCCAAACACAAGUUCGUAGAGUAUCAGCAGCAUCUAAGGAGUAUAGAAAUGUAAAUAAGCUGUAAACUGUGUCGGACUCUUUUUAAGUUAUAAAAACACUGAUUUGUGAGGGAACUUUCUUUGGAGCGAGUUCUUGGAUGUGGAUUUAGCCGUAGGUCUCGGUUCCCUUUUCGACUCACUCAGCCCUGUUUAAAUAAAAACCUCGAUGUAGCUCAGAGCUCCCAUAAACUGCUCUGAGGAGGUUUUGGCCUCGGUUCCUCGUUUGACAUGGUGGUAAUUCCUCGAGUUUGGUCAUCAGAGAGUCCAGAUGAACUUCUGUGUCUGUUUGGGAAACUGCAGCCCUCAGUCUGGGCACUAAACCCAUCAUUUGUUCUGGCUCAUUUCCCCCUCUCCUGGCUCUGCUUCAGGCUCUUUAAACCUUUUUGUGGAGUUUUAGUGCCGGGAGCGUCCUGACCUGAUAAAUGACACUUUAUUGAGUUUUAUCGCACAAUCACACCGUCAUCCUCCUCCAGGGAAACAGAAGCUACUUUCCUCUCUCCUCCGUCUUCUCUAGAGUUUGUAACUUCUGUAAAGACGUCUCAUCUUCGCGUCCAAACUCCCUGAAUCGUGUCACUUUUGAUGCGGCGUGUUCUGUGGCCAAAGUUACCUGCAAGUCAUCCAGAUUUUUUCUGCCAAGCGCUGACUCAACACACCCAUCCUCCACCUCCUCCUCCUCCUCCUCCUUCUCUUCUAUAAUGGUUCAUGCAGGCAGACAUUCAUCUCAAUGAAAGCUCCUCUUUGUGUCCCUUUCACUGAACUGCUGACAGAACCUUAUUACAGGUUAUUGUAUCACGGCUGGUAAAUCUAAGACGGCAGAAUGCACCCAGGUGAACUCUCAGCCGUGAAUUCGGCGGACUCAUUGAAUUUUUUGGAGACUCAAGCGAUAUCCAGCAGGCGGAGUAAAAUGUGCUUCAUCAGGGCGCCUGUGAGGCAUUUCUGCUGCACAGUCAGGAGCUUCUGAUCCAGGCUUUGAUAUGAAGCUUAACAGGUACUUCAGGUGUGGAGUUUUUAUACAGCGGGGAGAUUUUAAUUCCAACUUUGCCCCUCCUGCGAUCAAAGAGAUAUGAUAGGAACAUACAAAGUGAGUCCCGGUCAAAACUAGGGAUGGGAAUUAAUAAGAUUUUAUCGAUAUCGAUGCCAUUAUCGAUUCAAUUCUUUAACGAUUCCCUUAUCAAUGCCUUUCUUUGAUUUAACUAAGCUUUUAUUUUGAAGGGCAUAAAAUAACUGCUGGAAUGCAAGUAAUAAAACUGAAAGGAAACAGUUCAAAGCGCGAUAGGAGGGUUUAAAAGUUCAGAUUAUUAACAACCUGAAGAGGCACAAGCUCUUUUUGGAUGUAAAGGUUAGUUAUGGGGUUCCACAGGGUUCACUGCUAGGACCACUGGUGUCAUAAACAACAAUUAAAACCUGCAAGUGGCAAAAAAGAGCACUCAGUUUGUCAAUUAAAAAAAAAAGGUUGAAUUCCCUCAAAUUUUUAUGUCUGAAUUUCCUCCUUGAAGAACUUUCAGUACUUUGGUUUCAGAUUCAGGAUACGGGUAAAUGCUGGUCCUGGGUUUUUGUCCUUGAAAUGCAUUUUUAUGAUUAACUGCUGAUCUUCAUUCACAAUGCUGAGCAGUGCUGCUUGUCUGUAAAGUAAAUGUACUCAGCUGUUGCUCACGACCACAGCAGCAGACGGAUGGAAGAUGGAGAGACACAGUGAUGGUCCAGAAGGAAGUUGUUCAAAAGUAGAGCGAGUUAUUCAACGGCUGAAGUGCUGAUAUGAAGAUGAUGGUUAUUAAACCUGCAGAGAUGAAGUUUCCUCUCUCAGGGGCGCCACUUUUAGUUUCUACAGCACUUUGAAACGCGACACUGUUUGUCCAGUCAGGGCCUGAUAGCGUAUUGAGCGAGGUUUAGAGCUCAGAGUGAGGAUGAUUUUCGGCUUACUCCUCACAUUGAGGAUGAUUUCAGGCAGGAUUACCCCCCCUGGCUGUAAUCUAUUCAUAGCACCAGGCGGCAGCCAGCAGCACUCAGCGCUCUCCUCCGGGGUCAGCAUUUAAUGAGAUUACUUUUGGAUUACUGUUAUCUGUUUGAAAUGUGGAAAAUCAGCAGGUACUCCGAAAAGUGACUGAUAGGAGUUUGAAUUCAAUAAGUUCCCCGUAACUAAAAAACUCGUUUGAACUGAAGUCAGUGUUUGAAAGAGGAAAUGUCCUUUAGAGAGGAGACACAUUUUUCUUUUUCAUUAAAAAAAUUUCACCUUUGAAUCAUCAGUCAUGAUUUUUUUUGCCUUGAGAAGUUACCUUUGACCCUUUAGUGCCUGAAACCACAAAUUACUGCCCGAAAAUUCAAUUUUUUUUGGAGCUGAAAUGUUUAUUUCAUUUACUACUAAAACCAAAAAAAAUCUAAGGCCACAAAAACACAAUGUGGUCGAUAACGCUGUAAUGUGCAUGCCAGGUCGCUAGGUGGCGCGUGUUGGUGUAACCGCGCUCCCAUAUAGACCAACAAUGCAUACGUAGAACAACUUCCGUUCUACUUCCUAGAAGCACGCAGCGUGAGCCGACGUGAGCCAGGACGUCACAGGUUCGAGUGUUUUCAGCAUUUUUGUACUUUAGACGAAAGUGGGACUAGCAGAGUGUUUACGACAUUUCCACUCUGGAGGGGGUUUUCACUUUGUUACAUUUUCAUCUCCUGAAAACGCAGUUGCCGUCUAAAUGGACCCCCCUAAACGAAACUACAUUUUUCUGUUUUCUACGGAGACCGUUUCCGUCUAAAAGUGGCCUGAGUGUCCUUAAAAUUUGACAUAUAUUUAUUUUGUUUGAUACAUUAGAUGUUUUUGGAAACUGAUAAACCAAAAUCAAACUGUCAAAUCAAACCGAAUUUGUUGAUCAUAUUGAUUUGACAAAAGUAUAUAAAAGUAUUUAUCAAAUAUGAUACAAAAGGCAACAAAGAGCUACGAAAUCUGACAGUUUUCUCACCUGAAUAUCAGAUUUAUUUACUCGUAAGAAGCAAUUUAGGUUUUAUUUUUUUUACUUAGAUAUCAUAAAAUAAGACAUUUAUCCAGAAUUUUCACGUUAAAGUGGCUUAGAAUGAGUCUAAUAAGACAUUUUGACAAAAAAUGGGACAAAAACAUGACAUGGUUAAGUUUUUUUUAAGUGCAUUUUAGCUGAAUUGUCACUUAAACCAGAAAAAUCACCUAAAAAAAACGCCAUAAAUCCGUCUCCGCCGUCUGUAUUCCUGUCUGUCCUCUUUGUUUUUACUCUGCUGCAGUCUUGGGACUAACUGGACUUGAGACUUUUAACAGCUUGAUAUCUGACAUAUGUGCUGAACGUCUCGUGGGAUAACCGGUCUUCAUCGGUUACAGUAUCACAGACCGUCUCUCCUCUCCCUCGGGCUGCUGAGCUCAAGCUGCUACCUGCCCUGAGGGACCCGUCACCCUGACAAGAUCAGAGAACAACCUUCAGCUCGGGCUUUCAGAAACAAACAUGACGGCACACUCUCCUGCUUCUGAACAAGAUCGACUGAAGCUGUCACACUGUUUUGAAAGGAUAGAUCGGCUCAAAUACAGAAAUCAACGUCUCUAAGACCGUCUCGAAGUCUUUGUUUGGAGGUUGUGGUUCUGGCAGCACUUUCAAUCAAUCAAUAAAAAUGUUAUUUAUACAGCCCAAGAUCACAACAAUCGUUAUCUCUCAGAGUUAGAAAGGUUUUUAAUUGAAUGACCCAAAGAUGUCUACUCCUCUUAAAAGCAAACAAACAUCAUCCUUCCUAAAUUGGGUUUUUUAUUUUUAUCGUUUGUGGUUUUAUUUUUAAAGAGAGGUGAGGUCUCUCAGUUAGGCCUGUUGAUUUUUUGACCUCUUUGACUCAGAAUUUACAUUUUUAUUAUCGGAUAAUGUUACAUGUUUGCAAAAUCAAAUAAUCCAACAGUGAGUCAGUAAAUUAAUAGCUUAUUAAGUGAUCAAAUUAAUAAUACUUAAAAAAAAUAAGUCUGUAAAAAAAUAGGAAGGAAGUCAGUAAAAACAAAGAUAAAUGAAUUAAAAUAUUGGUCUGUAAGUAAGAAAAAAUAAACUAUUUUUUACAUUGACUAAAUAAUUUGUAAGUCAGUUAAUGAAUAAUAUAUAUAUGAUAAUCAAUAUAUCAGUCAGUAAUGAAAUAAAUAAGUCAGUAAAUAAAAAAGUGCUCAGAUAAAUUUGUUAUUGAAUUAAUUAAUGGAUGUCAGUAUAUAAAUAAUAUAUAAUAUUUAAUAAAUGAUAACAUAUAAUAUAAUAUAUAAAAUGGUAAAUAAAAAAUGAAUGAGUCAGUAAAUUAAUUAAAUUAAUUCACUUUGUAAAUAAAUGAAUAAAUACUACAGUGAAGAAAUAAAUUAAGUAAUCAAAUAAAUGAACAAAUAAAUCUAUUAAUAGAUAAGUAAGAAAAUUAUUCAAAAAAGCUGAUCGUCACAGCCAAAAUUUUCAUGUUUACAGACGCGUACUAAAUACGAUUCUUGACUGAACAGUCAAAAGAGUGAUUUUUAUGAAUGAAUGAUUAGAUUUGAAGGUUUUAAUGUUACACAUCUUGAAUAGUUAGGGGCUGAAUUAACGGACAUGUCGGCCCUCCUCAGCUCCACCUUUAUACCUCUUGUUAGGUUCACCAAAACUUAGGUUGACUUGGUAUUUAAGUAAAUCUGCAAUGAAUCAGCGUCAAACUCAGUUUCAGGGACCAGCGGUUGAGCAUAAUUUUCAAUAUUCAUUCGUCUCAAACUGAUUCUCAAGCACUGAAAAAGAGCAGAGGUCGCACGUAGCAUAACACCGACUCGUUCUAGUGAGAUUUAGAGAGGAGUUAACGAGCGAUGUCAAUAAAUCAGCCUUGGAAAACGUAGAGAAACUCUGCUGCUGUGGGAAAGAAACCAAGGAUACACAGCAGCAGACACUGCAGACUGAGCACAUCAGCUCAAUAUGUGUAUCAGCACUCAGUGGCUGUGAGCAUUCAGGCAGCAAUCCAUCACACUUGUUUACAUCCACGCAGAGAGCUCCCCACAACGGCUGCUUUCAGCUCCUCGCUCCGAGGAAGAAACAAGACGAUACAUCUAUAAGGUGACAUUAAAGAGCACGUAUGCUGCGCGCACGCUGUUAGGAAAUGUCAAGAGAUUUUAUUCUAAAGGCCACAACCAGGCCAAGUGCAUGAUGCUAGAUCUGCCGUUUGACGUAGCAACAGUCUGAUUGUGGAUAGAAAACCUGAGCCGAGGCUUGAAACUUACUGAAGGGUUAUCCGGGUAUGAACAAGCUCCACCUCAACCAGACCAAACCAACCACAGAGCUGAUCUCUACCUCCAUUCACCCGUUUGAACAGAAACCAUCUGAGUGACUUCACAUCACUGGCUGUACUCUCCUGGUCGAGGUCAAACCUCUUAUACAGCCAACAGCUUUUCCUUACAAACGCCUGCCCCUUCGUCCCCCAGGGUUCUAUGCUCAGUCCCCUAUUUUUAAGGGCCAAUCCACUUCGUAUCCCUCAGCCCUCGGUUUGGUGCGUUAACGUCAAGCGAAUGGGUGUCCCAAUUGUCCGUAAGGUUAAGGGAAAGGGCUAAUGGCAAGGGGUACACAACUCUUAAAACAAAGACAAACCAGGACCUCACUUGAAAGUAAAGGGGUAAGAUUUUGAUUUUUAUCAUAAAGGCCCCUUUUUUAAAAAAAAAUUGUAUUAGAUAUUCAAUUCUUUGCUACUCCAUGUAAAUAUCUGUAAUGUUUUGAAUUGUUUGCGUUUUAAAAUUGCGCUAACGUAGCUAUAGCUAUUGAUAGCUACGCUGAUGUCAGAUUGCUCUUGCGAACAACAGCUAACAGCGGCUAAAAGGUAAUAACAGUGGGUUUUUUUCCGACUUGUUUACCAUCAUUGUCGCAUCAGCCUACAACACAGCCAGCAAGCGGCGAGGCAUGAUGACGUAGUGUGAAUUAAGUGGUGUCUAGUUUCUUAGGAGCGUGUUUUCACCCCUUACCCUCAGCCGUCAAAACAGCAGGCCAAGAGGACAGGUUAAGAGAGAUAAUUGGAAAUGGCCCUUUGUUCUCUACAUGCUGUCUCUCACAGCCCUGUCACCCCCAAUUUCCACCGCAUCCAGAACGGCUACUAACAGGCCAUAUCCGCCGAUCGUAUCGUCGGACUCUGCAGCUGAUCGCAAGAGUUCCAUUUUUUCUGGACGCCAGAGCAUGUCGGAUAAAUUCAGCACAAAUUAACCCAUGCUGGAAAGGAAGUCGGGCACAGACACAAAAUAAAACAUCCGGCUUCUUUUCAAAAUAUAACACAACGUGUUUUAGGGAGAUCUUAUUUCACACCAUGCAAAUGGGCGGAGACGAACAAGCGAAAGGUUUUUAGACGUCAUUUCACCCUGAUGACACCAUGGAUGAGGAGAUGCUGAUUCUAGAAGUCUAGAAGUAGAUUUCCUCCUCUGGAAGGACACAAUCUACUGCUUAUAUGGUUAGACUACGUGGCUAGAGACAACUUGAUAUCGCAUGAUUGCAUGUGAAUCCGUGGGUUCUUGUGAGUUCUUGUGAGUAGGAAUUAGCGUACAGCAAAAAUCGCUGCCGUUCCAGAUUGGAGAUCCUGGAAAUCCCGGGUUAUGCUGAUGAUGUCCAGGUUUAUACCUCCACCAGACCUUCUUUCAAGGAUGCUGAGUGUCUUAGAGUAUCUUGAAAAGCACUACACUGAUAAACUGUAUUAUAAUUGUUAUCAUUAUUGAUGUAUGCAUGUUGUAAAGCUGGCUCGUACUAGUUUGGUGCACAUUUGCAAAUCCACCCGCUGCAGCAGCCUCUCUGUUUAAAAUAUAAGUUCAGACACUGCAUACUAAAAAUAUUCAAUCUCCAGCACGCACACACAGUGACCCAGAGGAGGUGUGAAGUAAACCCAGCGCUCCGUCUGUGCAGAAACAUAUUGGUGAACAUCUCAGUUUUCAUGUCUGCUUGUUGGAAAUGAGUUCCUGUAACACUCACAUCUUCCAGCAGACGCUCACUCCUCGUCUCAGACUUUGGGCCAAUUUGCACGUCGAGUCUGGAAAAGAAAAAAAAAACAGCCGGCUGUGAAUGUGGAGGUGCCAAGAAGAGCUGUUUUCAGACUGACAUGAAGACGUGUCUGUGAUUUGACUUUUAAAUCAGCCUCUCGCACCAAUGAUGCUGAUAGACUCGGAGUCCUGCUGAACAUGUGGCGUUAGAACGACCAAUAAAUCACUGCAGGGUUAGUGCUGAGACAGCUGGUCCGGAUCAAAACAAACACGGUUAUUGUUCUGCUGCUUUUUCACAGUAAUUCACAUUUUUAUGAUCCACUCUGGGCUUCUUUAUUCCUGAAAACACAAGGAGGGUGGUAGCAGUACUUUCAAGACCCCUGAACAAACAUUUAUAAAGAUUUUUAACAUCUAUGUUUUUGACACGUUAAGUUGUAGCCAUAUUUUACAACAGAUAACUUUAGGAAAUUGGGUUUCAGUUGCUCGGGCUUGUUUCUGUCACAAGGCAGGGUCGAACAAAAGGAGCCGAGUGCAGAAGGAAGGAUUUAUUAAAGCAAAAUUAAACAAGGAAAACUCACUCUGAAAAUGUCAGAGUGAAAAAUUCAAAGGAAAAAAACACAAGGAGGAAACAAAAACUCAGAAGGAAAUCAACUGGGGAUACAAACACACACUGACAUUCGGUACGUUUACAUGACACCUGAGAUCUGAUUAAGACACCUAGAUAAUGCGAUUGAAUUAUCUGUAACCAGCGUAGUCGGAGUAUAAUUGGACAAUGCGCCGCGCCCCCGUAACCCCGGAGCAAAAACACCAAACAAGAGGAGCAGUGUGCGCCUCAUCUGUAGCAAAAGUAGCGCAUCCAUUAAACAACGCUGUACGAUGCUCCAUCUUGUUGCUCAAAAAUACCCAGCAUAGGGAUGGGAAUUGAUAAGAUCUUAUUGAUAACGAUGCCAUUAUUGAUUCUUCUUAUUGAUUCAAUUCUUUCGUGAUUCCCUUACCAAUGCCUUUCUUUGAUUUAAAAACAAAAUUUUCACUAUUAACUCUAAAUUUUAUUGAGUCUCUGAUAACAGAGAAAGAUGAAUGCCACCUUCAGUGAGAAACUAUAAAUAAUUAACUGGCAAACUAUUUGUACAGCGUUGGUAUCAAGUCAAAUACAUCAUACUACUCAAACGUCACGAUGUCUGUCUUAGUAAAUUCAAGCCACGCUUCACAUUGUUUCUGCCUACUUUUCGUACCAUGCGCCUUACAAUCCUGCACACCUUAUGUCUGAUUACUUGUUGUGGUUACUGACAGAUUUUAUUGUGCUCAAAAAUCUGUCAAAAUGUGUAAGUACGACUUCGGUGAGCAACAAAGCCGCUCCGCUCAACGGAUAUUCAGAGCAUUACGGUGCGCUGUGUCACUACCUGAUCAGCCCUGUAACACGACCCCUGAGCGGUCUACAAGACUGCGUGACUGUGAUGUUGAAACUAGAAGUGCAUUCAUGUAAGUUAGCCCGGGUACAGAGUACGGGUUAGCAACAAUAAACCAAUCAAUGCUUAAUGCGUCAAUCCAGUGAACCUUAUGUGUGAACAUAGACACGUUCAUUCACGUUGCGCCGUACAAUCCGGUGCACCUUAUUGCCUGAAAAAUACGGUAGACUAACAAGAACAUAUCAUGAUAGUUCCACUCUGUUUUUAACCUAAUUUCACCAUUAAAUCUUGUUUUGUUUUGUUUUGUUUUUUCAAACAUUUUAAUGAGUCUCUGCAGGGAUUGACUCACAUUUAGAGAGCGCCCCAGUGGCCACUUAAGGAACUGCAGUUUUUUUUUUACAUUUUCUGCACUGAUUUAAAUAUCGGACUGACUACAAACACAGAGGUACUGUGUGGAGCUUCUGGCCACAGCUCCUGGUCUGGUCCAGGUCCUAGAGGAGGUUUAUGACACUCAGAUCAGGGUAACUCUGGUUACAUAAGCUUGAAUCUUGUUCUAACAGUUUGGACUGCCGGGAUAAACGCUGACAGUUUGUCCGGGGAGAGAAAACACAGAGCGUUAGUUUGUUUUUCUGUGGCGCUGUCAGCAAACAUCAGCGAUGUUGCAGUGGGUUAUGAAUUAUUAAUGGCUUCUGUCCAUGUCAUGUUAAAUUUUGGAUUGUGAUCUCCUCUGACAGCCGGCACCGACUGUGGAAUAUCUUCAUGUAGUCGUCAGGAGAAAGCCGAGCGUGUGAAGCCGAGUUAAUCAUUCCCCGUCCUCCUCUGUAGCUCCGAGCCGCAGAAUAAAUCCCUCCGCUUGGCAGAGGAGUUUCUGCCGCUGCGGGGGAGUUUAGCUCCUCUGCGUUAGCCAGCUGCUCCUCUAACAUGUUUGCACACAGCUGUCAUCGGAUACUAAGAGCAGGUUGUAGAGCGGUGGCCUAGCAGCUCCAAGGACCGACUCUGCUGCUCUGACUUAGUUUACUUUAGAGUACUCUGCAAAGACUAAAAAUAGGAGCUCGCACUCUUUGAGCGAAGGUAACUGAUAGCUCUGAAAUAUUGAUGCUGGCUGAUCUGGCUCUUUGCCCGCUCUUUCCAAAUCAUUCAUGGUGUCAAAAGGUGACACUUGGUAAUUAUCCAGCUGGUGUAACGAGCUCGAAAAAGUUUCCUUUGACAACCUGAAAAGAUGGAGUUACUGAAGUUUAGAGGACGACAUUUUCACGUCUGACUCAUUUUCAGGGUCACUUGGGAAGUUUUAUUGUAGUACAACCUUCUUACUUGGCGAGGGAUCGGGCUUCCUGGACAUUAUUCUGAAGUUUCCAUGAUUUCUCCAGUUUUUCUGAAGUUGUUUGUUCGUUUUAAUCUCUUCAAACAGUUUUCAAAAGUUGAUAGUCUUGGCUCAUGAGUAGAUCAACAACCAAAAGCUUGAGAAUAUGAACAAGUUAAAGUGAUUUUGGACUGUAAUCUUUACGGUCCUGAUGAGGCCUGUACAUCCCUGAUCAUUUGUAGGGAAGUGACGGAAGUUUUGCUAAUUUAUGGCAGAUAAAACCAGGUGUAAGUCUGCGAGAUGAUGACCGGGUCCAACAAGUUGAGAGAGUACCUGGACGGACCUUUGUUAGGGUCCUCUUUUACCCAGACAUUUCCUCAUUUUUGGUAGCUGUCCGGCGUUGUCCCGGGGAGUUUACAAAAUCCUUCAAAUGUUCAGGGUUUUGUAAAGAAGUUUUAAAUUUUUGUCCCGUGGACUAACUGAGUUAGAGGUGUGUAAAAAACACUUGAUCCGACCCGAAAUACUCUCCAAAUUAACCACACAUGACUCUGUGACUCUGCCCCGUGUGGUCGAGUCCUUUUUGGAGGAUUCAGAAUAUGGUCGCCCUACCUUUGUGGACAUAAAAGUUUUAGGACUGGACUCCGGCAUGUCUUCCUCUUCAGUUUGCAAUACUUUUUACUGUCCAGUCAGCAAAAAUAAGAGUAUUUAGUGUUAUCUGCAUCAACAUGCUCCCUCGCUCAUCUCUUCAGUCAGUGAAACAACGGUGGCCUUUGAGGACAAAAAGCUCCGGUGAUUCAUGAUAAGGAUGAUCCAAUUUGUCAAGUUUCAUUGUGCACAACAACAAUUACUCCAUGCAGAAACGUACACAUCACUAGUUUGUCCAUUCUGUGUUACCGUAGAAACACGCAGCCUUAGAUAAAGACACGAUCGCCUGGCUACGCGCUUGGUGGCAUGUCACAUGAAAGGUAGGGUAGGCAGGAUCUGAGGAAGUGUCCGUUUCCUGCCUACCCUACCUUUAAUGUUUGUUAUGCAAACUAGAAUCUGAACAGGGUGAGCAGGACCUAAAGACGAGGCAGCGGUUCAGCGGAUCCUGAUCAGUCCCGUUUUGUAGUCGACUCACUUUAAAACAUAAAUGAGACAAAACUCGCCAUCAUCAGCUGUUUUUGUUGCGUGGAUUGGAGGACAGGAAGUCGCCCGCUCUCCUCUCUAUAAAAGUGUGUUUUCAUUCUCACAGUCUGGCGCUCUCUUGAAUCAAACUGAAAACAUUAUGAUAAUCAUUCCUGUUAUUAACCCGUCCUCAUUAUCCUCCACGUAGCUGUUUGUAAUCUGCUCCUCUUCUGACCCGCUGCUCCUAAUGAGACCUUGUUAAAAACAUUCACAUCACUGGCAUUUUCCUCUAAUGAGUGCACCGGCGCUCUCCAGUCCCGUGCCCUUUAUGGCGAAGCCGGGCGCUGCUCUUUUCCAAAACAACAUGGCCGCCGUCACAGCCACCGCAGCUGCUACAACUGAGGCGGCUUACGGGGUUUAAUUCUGGGUCUCAGUGGGAGGAGCAGAGGCCUUCAGGGGGGGCGACUUAGAAAUUGAAUCAGUGCUGAUGGCGUCCUGGGAGAGAGUCACAAUAACACCCUGUGGAGCAGGGGGAGGCUCCUCAGCUCAGUGAUACACUGAAGAACCUCAGGGGGGAGGCCUGUGAGAAACACGGCUGAGUGUUUGUGUGUGUUUGUGUGUCUGAGUGUGCGGCUUAAAGGAAAAAACACUCCUACGCGUGUUUAGAUUUACCUCUUCAUGGUUACAGCGAGGAGGCGGCCACCUACGCUAAAUUAUGAGGCAAAAUCAGGCGAAUGGAGGAACAUUCUGAGUUUGGUCGUUUUUUAUGCUGAUGAUUUUAUUGAAAAUGAAAGUAAACGUGUGAUAAAAGCUCAGCUAAAUUCCUCCUGAACAAGUUCCAGACGGGGGCUUUAUCGUUUUUUUGCAGAUUUGACAUGAACAGCUGGGUAUCGUCUGCAUAGUGAGGAAUAAGAAUCCAUUAGGGAGCCUAUGAAUGCACCAAGUAAGGUGGCAGUGGAGUUGAGUAUAGCUACAGUCUUAAAGGGAUAUUCCGGUAUAAAAUUACGUUAGGGUCAAACACACCUUAAUACCAAGUUAGACACCCCCUCGGGAGAUGAAUGUUGCCGACCGCUUGCUUCUCUAGUUAUACCAACUUUAGUAGAGAAGCAAGCGGUCGACAACAUUCAUCUCUCGAGGGGGUGUCUAACUCGAAUAUCCCUUUAAGCUCUUUCAUCUCAUACACUCUUGUUUUAUAUCUGGGCAUGUCCAACAGUAAGUUCACAGGGUCAAACAUACGAAUUAGCGAAGUAUUUCCAAGAGUUUUGAGUUUGCUUGUGAUUUAUCAAAAGUUUAUUUGUAGAGAGUUUAACUGAUUAUUUGAGGAAAUAUUUGAUGACUUUGCAGUUUGAAACAACAUCAGACAUGUAUCAGAACUCAGGGGGGCACCAGGUGAUGGUUUUACAGUGUUUUUAAAAGAAGGGAGGACAAACUGCGACUCUAGAGGCAGCGAGUUUGUCCUUGGUGUCUCCAGAUAUUUGAGGAUUUAUGAAUAAACAGUUCUGAAUGGCGUACCCUUCUCUUUAGUCAACAAGGACACCAAAGCAGGGCAGCUAAAGAGGCCGACAGGCAGAGGCGAGGAGUGCCUCUAUAAAGAGUCGACUCACCCUGUGGAGAGCACCGGGAGUCAGAAACCCCCUCUUCAUGCUCUCUUCCCCCUCUCCUGUUAGGUGCUCUCAGUGCAGCAAUCUCUCCGCAGAAACUGUAAUCGAGCACUUCAGAGCUUUUCUCUCAGCCAGAGAGGACGCCAAACGGUCUGUUUGUGGUUUUUAUCUGCUCUGACACAAUCCAGCCUCCAGUGUUGGCAGAGCAACACUUUGUCCCCUUAAAAAAAGAAACUCAGCGACAGACAGGGAGCGCCGAAAAAGACUUUAAGUUAUGAAAUCAGCUUCAUAAGCUGCAAACUCAGACAUCUUUGCUUUUAACUCAGGAGUAAACAGUCGAAAGAGCGGGCUGCUCAAAAAAUUUAAAAUGUUGACUACACAGACAUAACAAAACACAGCGAUAUAGUUAUAUUCCCAAAUGUUAUUAAUAACUAAUAACUAUUGACUCAGAUUCCUGCCGACCCCACCUUCAAACACUACAGGAGCUAACCAAUGCUAGCCGCCUAGCUUCCUAGUACCUCCAUGUUUGACCUCACACAUGAUGAUGUCUGAUUGUAAUCAUGAUUUUAAGUUGGGCUGGCUUCGAUUGUCCUCCGUACAGAUCCGGAGGAAGAAAAAUCGCUCUAACGCCCCUCACACGCCAGAUAAUCUGGCAGGAUAAUCUUUAAAUCUGUCUAAUAAUCCGGCCUUUGCUGACUUUUGUUGUAAGGGGGGAAUCUGGUCCAAAAUUAGAGGGAUUUUCUUGUAGUGCGCUCAAACUGAGUCUUGGUGCAGUUUUAUUGAGAUGGUGAAUUCUUGUGCAGCUGGGUUUCAGUAUUUACAUUUGUGGUCUUUGCUGCACAUCCUUCAUAAGUGUGUUUACGGUUGUCUCAAGAGGAGUUUAGACCUUGUGAGGUCAAAAUGGUUUUAAGCCGUUAUGACCUUGAGAUAGCCAUCCAUGAUCUGAUCAGGUCAAGAUUAAGACUAUUGUAAUGCACUUUAUGUUGGCAUCUCCCAAUCUUCUCUUAGUCGCCUUCAAAAUGCUGCUGCCCGUCUUUUAACUAACACUAACCCAUGUGAGCACAUCACUCCUGUUCUUACCUCCCUUCAUUGGCUUCCCGUCUCUUUUAGGAUUGAUUUUAAACUUUGAAUGUUUGUGUUUAAAGCUCUUAACGGCCUCGCCUUCAUCUAUUUAACUGAACUUUUAACCGUUCAGGAGCUCUGAGGUCGUCACAUCAACUCCUGCUGGGGGUGUUCAGGUCAAAACACAAACACUGGGGUGACCGAGACGUUUCAUUCGCUGGUCCGAGGGUCUAGAAUAAGCUCCCCACCAAAAUGGGAUUAAUUCUGACCGGGGCUUUUUUAAAUCUCGAUUGAAAACAUAUUUAUUUAUGAUGGCUUUUAAUACCCAGUACACGGUGACACUUUUCUGUUUUUAUUGCUUUUUAUUGAUUCAUUUUUAGUAUGUAUAAUAAAGCACUUUGGUUCACCGAAAGGGUUGUUAUAAAAGGCUGUAUAAAUAAAGAAUAUUUACAUUUACAUUAACAUUUGCAUUUGGAUAUAUCCAAUGAAAGCUCUUGUGCUUGGUUUACUUCCAUUUUCAGCUCUCUGAGUGAAUUUUUACAGCCAAACUCAUAAUAACAGGGACCUGGGAUAGUAAACAAAUCAAAUCACAUAUAUUUAUGCGUAUUUGAUCAUGUUAGUUGCAGCAUUUUCAGGUUUUAUACUCCCAAACAAAGAUCCAGGAUUUCUGAGAGCCUGUUUUUGCCUCUAAAGGUCAUAAAGCUGGAAACGUCCUCACCUUGGAGGGUAGUCAGGAUUUAUCGAUCAAAAACCUUAUCUGGCACCUGCAGACGUGGUGGAGUCGGCUCUCUUUAUGUCUUUUUAAGGGACUAUAAAAGCUGUCCGCGGGGACGUCUUUAAUGGAGACACAGAGACAUGGUGGAUGGGAGCAGAUGCUCAGGACCUGUCCAGGCCUGUCUGAGUCUGUAAUCACUCCCUGUAGACCCACAUGCUCCCAGUUUGUGUUUGUGUGUGGUUUUCCUCAGCCAACCUGUGUGAACACUUGCAUCAUGUAAAGCUGCAGAAGAAGAAGAAGAAGAAGGGAGGAGGAGGAGGAGGAGGAGGAAGCUGGCUGGGCGAUGGCAGCGGCGGAUGACGACGUGUGCAGCUGAGCAGGACCGUGGCGUUGCCGAGUGUUGCAUCAUCAGCUCGUCUUCCUGACUGCUCUUACUUCGCACAAUGACGGCUGAUGAAAACCUUCAGACUUCAUAAAGUCACCUUUCACCAGUUUUUCUGAGUCACUUAUGAGGUUUACAAAAGCUUUACAUCCAAACUCGUACUUUGAAGCGCUUCGACUCUUCGCCUCCUCGGUCGAGCCGUUUCAGCGUCACUCCUCGGAUGUUGAUCGCUGACCUGGUUUAUCCUUUUGUCUCAGCGCUUUUGUCUCCUCCGGUUUCAGAUGUUCUCGUCUCUUUUGAGUGGACGUCUUGACUCACUGACUUCUCAUAGUCGUAGAUGACUAACUAAUGAUGUCCCGCUUUUUAAAUUUUUAAUGGCAUCUUGAUACACUUUUGCAGUUUGGGUCAUUGCACAUUUUUUUAGUUGGGACUGUCUACUCUUGUAAAUUUAAUCUGUAUUCAUUUACCGUUAAAGAGACGGAGUGUUUUGAUUGGUUGUUUCAGGAGGAAAGGCAGCUCUUUUAUAAGGCACUAGAUGAUUAAAUGGCGUUAAAGGGAUAUUUUUGUAUUUUUGAGUAUUAUUUUCGAGUUGCAUGUCACAAAAAGGUGUGCCAGUCAGUCUGGCCCCUUUGAUUAGACAGUGCUAAGAGAACAGGUUGACGUACCUGUCCUGAAGUCCUGGUUGACGAUCUGAGAAGCAGUCGAAAAAACUGAGCCAUUGAGGCAGAUUUGAAAAAAGCGUCCCAUCCCACACACAUACAAACCUCUCCCCUCUGUGUUCCACGAUAACUCCCCCCCUGAACCUGUAUCACCCUCCCCAUGACACACCCCCUCUGGCAGAGCAAGAAACUGGUCGGCAGAAGAUCCUACGCUAGCUUCCGCUCAGAGCUCCGAGGAGGGCUGGGAGAGUAGGAGGGGACGAGUUGGAACAACAGGAGAGGGGUGUGUCGAAUAUAGUGCUGUAAUUGGAUGAAGAGGCGGAGCAGGAGAUUGACCAAUAGGAGCUGUCCGGGAUGGAUGGCUCUCAUUGGUCAAUGUUUUUGAAGCCCUGCACCUGCUAGAGUGAACGUUUUUUUUCCGUUCUUUUUUCUCUUCACUUUGUGGAGAUCGCACUAUAGGACCAUGAUCACCAUAGAAACGAGGUUCAUACUAAUUACCAAUCUCUCCAAUCGUCAUCCAUGCCUUUAAGUUGACCUCCUAGCACUUUGCCAUCAGAAAGCCCGCUCAUAUUUGCAGACCCAACACACAUACAUGCUCUUCUGCCUGAUUCAUUGAUUGGCGUCCUUCCACAUCUGUAUAAUCUGUUCACGCCAAGGCCGCUCAUAUAUCCCCGUACCAUCAGGGACUCUUGCUUUUAAACUGUGCGCUGAUAGAAAACCAUGUGGUCUCAUGUGAAACUUUGGUUUGUCGGAUCACAGGACACUUUCUCCUCUUAGUCCCGCUCUAAUUUAAACAAACUGAAUAAGAGUCAGAGUUCCUGGGUCAUGUUUACGCAAACUUCCUUUUCUCUUCAGCGGUUUGAACCAGAAUUUAGUGAUGGACUCAUGAUUGUUGUGGGAAGGGAUUUUGAGCCCAUGUGGCGACUCCCACUACAGAAUAAAGUCUUAUUUGCAGUGGGUCAUUGCUAUCCAUUAUUGUUUUUCCACUUUGUCCCUUUUGUACAAAGAUUUCCUCGGACUUUCUGAAACUUUUACCAAAAUUAUUUCCAACUGAUGCGACUUUUCUGUGUUUUUAAGUUUGUUGUUGUUUCCCAGUCCUCCCAAUCCACAGUGGGUGUAGUCCAAAACACAGGAGACCAAAAACAAGGAAAUAUUCGAUGAAAAAGACUGGAACCUCGUGGUCUGACAAGUCCUGAAAGUUUCCUGUCAGUAGCGGUUUUUGUAACUCUCUCUUAUGUUUUUUCCCUGCCUGUGUUUCUCCUCAGGUUGCUGCUCAGGCCGUGUUGUUCAUGUGUAUGAACACGGCGGGGAUUUUCAUCAGUUACCUGUCAGACCGGGCUCAGCGUCAGGCCUUCCUGGAGACGCGCCGCUGCAUAGAGGCUCGGCUACGACUCGAGACAGAGAACCAGAGACAGGUGAGUCCAAAAGCAUGACGCGAGGAAAUACGAAGUCUGCUGGAAAUGAUGAUUAUUAUUUUAAUUGUGACAGUUUUGGCGAAUUAAUCCAGUCAAGUUAUUGCAGUUUGAAGAUCAUUUGUAGGAGUUUCCUUUAUACGUACCUGUCCAAGUUUCCCCAAUUUAUAAAACAUUUUGACCUUUUUUCGUGAAAUAUUUUCUUGUUUCCAUGACAAAACUUUUGCUUUUUUAAUCGCUUCUUUUGCCGAUGAACUAGUUUGGUUGAUUUAGUUGAAUAUUUUCAUGUUUUGUGACUUUUUUUGCGUCCAUAAAAGCUGUUUCUCCAUCUCGUAAAAUGAUUUCCUCUUUUGUGAAACUAUUUUGCGUUCUUUGCAUGUUGUUGAACUUCUAUGUUUCUUCUUCCUGUAAGAUAUUUCUACUUUUUGCAAUCCACACAAGCUGUUUGUGCGGUUGACCUUCAGGGCUCCAGGUUGGAUGAAUAUCUGAGUUUUGUGGCCUCGAGGGUCGGUGGUUUGUUUCGAGUAGAAAUUUGUGAAAUUGGAGUUUAAUCCGGAUGCAGAGUCCGAGCCUGCGUGUGUAAAAAGACAUAAACAGUGUCCUUUAAAUGUCUCUCAGCAACCUCUGCAUCACCGCAGCAGCCAAAAAUACAGCGUUGCAUAAGAGCGCAGAGCGGGAAUGGUACGUGUUUGCGUCCUGUGGUCGGGUCACGGGGCUCGCUGUGACGAGAGUUUGAUAAAGGAUGCAAAGCGAUUGAUGGAUCUCGGCUGACAGGAGUGAAUGUAAGCAGCUCGGCUAAUGAGCCCGCUGAGACGAGGAGAACAUGGACGCCGCAUCGAUCCACCGCUGUCACACAAACUGUGCAUCAGUGCCCUGAACACACACACACACAGCCUAACAAGACAACGUGCACACACUCAAAUAGAACGAGUGCACACGGUCUGAGUCAGAUGGACACACACACACACACACACACACACACACACACAGUGAGAGUGACACACACUGAGCCGUGUUUACUCAGUGCAGAGAACGGUCAGCCUCCAAGAAGCCACAGAAAGCUUUUAACUGCGCUCCGUUUCCUGGAAAUGUUCGGCUCUGAUAAGACUCAGGAUGGUUGUGAUGGAGCAAAAUGGGGCCCCACCCUGAGCAGACCACCCUAAUGUGAACCAAUCAGGGGCUGGUAUUAUCGUCAACAGGCCGCGAGAAAACAUGUCUCUGUCUGUAACACGGCGAAAGAUCGACUCCUCCUCUACGUGAGUCUUCUCUGAACUCUGCGGCGUUUCUGCAGAGCUUCACUGAGAUCCGAGGACAGAGUGUGCGAAAACACGAGCUGAAAUAACAUUUCCCCGAUAAAGAGGAUCACAUGACCCUAUGCAGGUAGAAAACGUCCUUCAAUUGUGGCGCAAACCUGCAGCCCUGUAGUGAUGGGCACUGCAGUUCUUUUAGAUGUACUAAAUCACUAGAAUUGGUUCACUAAAAAGAUUCGUUCGGAAGAUUUGUUCACCAAAUUACUGAAUCAUUCAGCACUUGGUGGGAGGAGCCUGGGACCUCGACUUCAUGAACUGAUACACAGCUGAACAGUUCAAGAUUCAGUUCAGAUCGUUGCUUCUGGGAUCAGGAGACGAGUGUCGUGGCUGUGUUGCUUUGAGAAACAGGUAUAGAGCUGCAACUAUUGAAUAUUUUAGUAAUCGAGUAUCCUACCGAAUAUAAUAUCGAUUACUCGAGUAAUUGGACCCAAACGGCAGACUCACAUAAAGAGGCCAGACUCGGAGAAAUAGAGGGCAAUCGCGGGACAAGCGUGUCCGUAAGCGGAAUGCAAUUCUCGUAAGAAAGCUCAUUAUGAUAUUAACUUUCAUCAUGUCCCUAAAAACAUUAGUGUCCGAGAGCUAAAUAGCUCCGAUGUUACCUGCUGCUGCUACGACACCAGCUACGUUAGGCUACAAGCUAGCGCUGUCCCCACCCACGACUCAGAGGCGAAGUGCUAAUGAGCAACUGGAGCUCUGCAGAAGAAAACAGUGUUGCCGACUCCUCAGGAAGGAAAGUCGCUAGGUUGGCAACACCGCAAGAAAAGCCCCUCUCAUCAUUUAUUUUUUCCGCCCCGCAAAACCUAAACAGCGCUGACUCCUCCUUCUACCGUGGUGACGUAAGCACAUUGUGUCACCUUCAAAGAAAUCUGUGUAAAACAUUGACGAUUUGAGCUUAUAAACGAGUCCUCGAGGCAGAGAAAAAUUCUUUCAUCAUUUAUUUGUAAUCGAGGUAUUCGAGGAAUUGUUUCAGCCCUACAAUGGUAUGCUAUUUAUCUGGUCUACUCGGUAAAUUGAGCUCAAUGAGUGAUUAGUUCACUGAACGUUUACACAACGGUACAUUCAGUGAAGAAUUCCCACUUAACAUGCGCUGUUCCCUCGCAAAUCACCACAAUGAUAAGAUCAGACAGUCGCGUAUUUCUCAUACUGCGGGUUUAAUACAGUACUUGUUGUUGUUAAAACAACGAAGAACAACAGUCGCCAUGAAAGUAUAUCCCUCAGACAGAAAUUAUUCCAGAUCGUGUAGUUCACCAUGUGAUUCGUUCACACGCCUGCACCAACACGCUGAGGUCAACUGAGGUGAGAAACGAAUGAAGCAUUUGAGGAAGUGAUUCGGUUUAGUACGUUCGCAUAAAAGAUUCGGUUCUUUCAAAGGAAUCAUUCGCGAACGACACAACACUACAGCCAGUCAGAUCCUGUUCAAUCAGCUUAAUCUUUGUGCAUAAAUGAAAGCCGAGGCGGGUAAAGCAGCAGCAAAGAUCCAGUUUGCUGCAACCUGGUCCUGAAUAAGUGGAAGAAACUGGAGGCAUGGAUGGAUCACACUCUACGAUUUGCAUGCCUCAUGUAACUGUCCCAUCUACAGGAGUAUUAGAUGUGCAGGAUAGCGUCUCUAUCAUGUGUGAGACCAACAGAUGAAAUUCACUUUUGCACCUCAGAGGAGAUAUCCGGGUCAAAAAUGAGAACACUGCGAGCUUAAACACAGACUUUAACCUGGGCCUCGAUGCUCCUUCUCUGCUGACUUUAAACUGAAAACCACCCGAGCGACUAAACAGCAGAGACAAAGGAACAAAGUGUUUUUUUCCAGCGAGCUCGGUCCGAAUCAGAUACAAGUUGUCAGAGAGCUGCUGGAGGGCUUCAGCUCGCGGUUACAGCCGGGCCGCGCUAAUGACUUUCAAAGCUAAUCUGACACCGAGUCCGCUGGCUCUCAGCUGUCCAAACCGGGGACAAUGGCCAGUGAAGCAAACACACUACGGCCCCUGUUCACUGUCCACACUGUAAAAAAUGAGCUGCCACAUACUGCUGUAUGUAAGGUUUAAAUAACACUGUAAUACAACACAUGACGGAUGAGCUGAACUGAGAUUCACCAGAACCAAAACUAAUAGAGAGAAACUACAGAGUCCCAGUCUAAUGCAUGUUUAAUAACAGAACCAGAAUAAAAGAUGUCCUACUUAUUAGACCCCCUACAACAUAGAAUUAACCCUAUAGUUCCCAUGUCCUAUUUUCUCAACACAGGGUUUGUAGCCACAGAUCAGUUUACCACCAGGACUCUUCUACUUCUGAGCCGUCCUGGUUUAAUAUGUUUACCAUCGUAGGUGUGCUGAGAUAAUGAACUGAUUCAAGCUCUUUCAGGACUGGAAUUAUCCUGCGUUCCACUAACCUCAGAAGUCAGAUGUCGGAAUGACGUUACACCCAAGUUGAUGGCAUUCCAGAAAACAAAUGGGAAAAUCAAGAUGGACGCCUAUUGUUAGCCGUUGUUAGCUGUUGUUAGUCAUCAUUAACUAUUCCAGUUGUAAACAACGCAUGACACAGUAUUUCACUCUUAAACACAGUGGCACCGUGUUCACAGUUAGAUGUUGGGCAGUACAACAUAAACCACUUAUUCAGUUUCACAAAUACAAAACAGAAGCGCUAAUAAAUAAAACAUUAUAAGAGCUUUCGCUGUUACUCUUUACUGUUGAUGCACUGCGCUGCCAUCUUGGAUUAUGAGGUUGUUGUCAAGUCAGGGUUGGUGAGGACUUUCCGAGUUUGAAAUCCAACUUCAGGGGGGGCGUUCCAGAUGAAUUUCCGACUCACAGCUUGGAAAUUCCAACUUUCGAGAACAACUGGAACGCAGCAAUACUGACAAGACACUGGACUUUUCCUAAAUAUUCUGAUGUUUUGCAAUCGUUGAUUUUCCUGGCUGUAGGCUGUCAUGGCAAAAUAAGAAUGAACAUUUUCGGGACAUUUUAAGUUUUUUUAAGAGCUGUACCUGCACACUGUUCCUGAUGUGUACAAUCUACCUAUGUUAUGGGCCCUUGUAUCUCCCUCUACCAUCAGGGACUCUGCGCUUAUACUAAUGGGGCACUUGCAUGAAUGAAUAGUGUUUAGUCACUUCAUUCACACGUCAGCUGUAAUUUGGAUGGUAAUCCCUGCCAAUUAAGCGAUUGACAAAGGUUACCGGUGAACAACCGACCGUUUUCAUACGUCAUCUGAGAAUCUUCGUGCUGAUUGGUUAUCGUGACGCAAAUAUCCACUUAAGACCUUUUCAGCUCCCGCCUAAGAGUAGUAUGAGCAUCUAAUCGCGUCUUUGCAUGAACUCAACAUGUAAUUCAUUUGUGCGAAUGAUUUGACUCGCGCUUGGUGUGUGGAGACAGUAAGACAGGUACUUCCUCUCCUUGUAUGGCGUGAUUGAACUACGAUCGAGUUUCCUGCUUUGCCUCAACCCGUUUCUUCAUCCUGCACCUACACAGAUUCCUCCCUGACCCUCCAUAACAAACAGAUCCUCAGAUUUUUCGCGGCUGCUCAUCCAUCAUUUCUUGCAGUGGAUCUCCAGCUUCACACCCCGGAGCGUUCGGUUGCGAUGCAGCAGCCGAAGCAUUAGCAACGCUCCAGUGGAAUGUUUGUCUGUCUAGACCUUAAUUUGGGGAUGAACUGCUUCGCUCCCCGGCACAGACAGCAGGUCAACACAACACAGCAGAGUGAGCAGAGAGAGCCAGUGCUGCACAACGGAAACACCUGCUCGACUACAACACCGUCUUACACGCAGAGAAAAAAUCCUCAUAUUACAUAACAAGCCGAGCCAAUGACAACAAGACCACGACUUCAUUUGAUACGAUCCUUUAAAUAUAGACAUGUCCACCAGUUAAACAAAAAUAUGAGAAGAAAUGUUAUUUUCAGAGUGUUAGGUUAAAAAGGUUGGGAAUGAUUGGUUGGUUUCCCCAAAGAAGCCAAAUUAUUAUUCCAAUCAUUGUGUUUUUAUUCCAUCUGGGGUCUCAGGGUUUAUAUUUCCAGUUACAUUGAGUCAAUGAUUGUUUUCCCGUCUGCUGUUUGAGCUUAAGUCAAAUCCAAUCAAAGCAGAGAGACUAACCUGUUUUUGUUGUUGUUUUAUCCCAAACUGUGGAGAUGUUUACACACAUUUCAGAUCAAAACAUGAACUAGAAUCUCUGUGUUUGUUUGAGAGAGACUGUCACAGUAUAGCGACGUGUCUCAGGAGUUAAAAUGCCUUUUCGGUAAUGUAAAUGUAAAGCUGUGUGUCAUCUGCUUAGCUAUAAAAGUUGAUGCCGUGCCUUCUGAUGACAUUUCCAAGAGGUUCCAAGGACCUGAAAACGACCCCUGGGGGACACCAUGAUUAAUUUUGUACCCAUACUCACAUGUUUUAACCUUCAGACUAGUUAAAAAGAGCGCCAUAAAGAGCCUGUUUGAUGAGUCAACACUAUCUGAUCGUCCUCAAAGAUAGUUCUGAACCUUUUUCGGCAAAUAUGCGAAAGUAUUCAGACUGUUUGCUGCUCAUGAAGUGGACGUAAUGUUUUUCCAAAUGGACGCUCAGUUCAUUCUGCCGCGUUUCUAAGAGAAUAACAAGCGGCGGCAUCGUUUUUUUUAGACUGGUUUUCCUCAGCAGCAGUCGGAUGUUUGCGCGAGUGUGUGUUUGUGAGAGAGACUGGAGUGGUGAAACAGCCUAACCGGAUUGCUUUCCAUUCAGCGUGACAAUAAUGAAUGAAGAUGGAUGUGUUUGGAGUGAAUGAAGCAGAGGAUGAAGGCUCUCUCUCUCUCUAUCUUUCGGCUUUACUCUCUGCGUCUCUCGCCCAUUUCCCUGCUCUACCUCCCCUCCCUCGCUCUCCACUUAUGUCGGAGCUUUAGAGAGGCUCUCCUCGGCUCUCAGACGGCGACAUGCAGCUCCUCUGAGCUCAGGAGAGGCUGUGCCUUUAUUUAUCUUUUUAUUAGAAAACUACAUUAUGAGCCGGAGAGAGAGUAAAAACAACCUCGUGAGGUUCACAUCAGCUGGACAGAUAUACCUCAUCACAUGCUGUUGACAUGCAGUUCUGGUCUGAUGAGCGACCGAGUCAUAAGGUCGGAUUUUGAUGAUUUUUCGAAUGCGCACUUUGAUGCCGUUGUUAUUUAGAUGAUGCAUAAAAACAUCCAGACAUCUAUUCACUCUGCAUUAAGGCGACCAGAUCACACUCAACUCGGUAUUACUUAGUAGCAGUGCAUGCCCCCUGUUAUAACACCCCAUAAUAACCCCCAAUAAAAACCGCUGUUCAGGACUGCACGCAACAUGCUAACUCGUGCUUCCUACCUACUGGGCUAUCGUAAUAACCGUUGCUCGAGCCUACACGCAACAUUUUUUUUCCUCAUUCAAGAAACACUUAAAUCUUGGACAUAUCCAGGAACAGCCAUACAGGUCAUCCAAAAUGGAGACUGGUCAUCUAACUCUGAAUGGUAUGUAGCUGCCAAAAGUAGAGACCCUUGCACGUCAUUUAACGCCACGAUCUGCUCCAUCUCUGCCCUGAUUGGACAAAUCAAAGCUGAGAUUAACAAUUUAAAUGGCCGAUGGCAAACAUCUGCGAGAACAGUUUCUUUCCUCAAAGCGCAGGGUACAUCAUUCCUUCGCUCACACAGUCACACCCUGGUGGUGGUAAACUACCUUAGUCGUCACAGCAGCUGCCCUGGGGCAGACUGAUGGAAACAUGGCUGCCAGUUUGCACCUCUCCGACCAUCAUAACACAACUCUCACAAUCAUACACCAUUGGAGGAUACACAAGGAUACGCAAGUUGGGUUAAGUGUCUUACCCAAGGACACAACAGAGAUGAGGGAUAGGGCAGGGUUUGAACCACCAACCUUCCAGGUAUUGGCCGACCGCUCCUGAGCUACUGCCGCCCUCAACAGCUUAGCAGACAAGUUUCUAUCGGUUACAGAUAAACAUCGGCACAUCAUUUGCUGCAAACCGAUCAGAUUCCCACUGCAUACGGGCCUCAUAACAUUCCAGCUGAGACACACCCUUAAAGUGCAUCUUCCUUCCACGUUAGUGACAGACUGACUGACAGAUUUAGGAUUUGGGAAGGCGUUUUGGAAUAAUUGGCGAAGACAUUGGCAUCGUUUUUUUUCCCCUUUCCCAACUGGAUACAGGCCUCAAACAGUUCUUUGUGCAGAGAGAUGCUGACUUUUCCACAAUAAUUGCAUCAUGGCUCAUCUAAAUGUGCACAACACGUUAUUAGCUUUACGGUGCGGUUUGUGGUGCAUUUAACCGGAAGAGUGUGAUUUAUGAAUUUAGAGGUUUAGCAGGUGCAAAACCCACACAGUCCUCUUCUGAAUCAGGUCCCCCAGUUGAAAUGUUCCUUUAUCAUUCCGCACAAAAAGACACUCAGCCUUUUUUUUUUGCUCAUGAGUAGGACCUGUGGGAGGAGAAACUAAAAUUUUGGGUUUUUAUGUCUUGAGUAAGUGAAGAAGGCAGUUUCUUGGCUCUGUUGUGGAUCCCUAAGGCCAAAAAAACUCCUCCCACUCCCACUCCAAAUCUGUUUCUGCCUCUGCCAAGCGGCACUGCGUCAGUACAAUAACCUCAAGACAAAAUGUGGUUGUUUGUGUUGUUUUAUUUAUUUAAUUUUUUUUUUCUCGGAGGAUCCUGCUGGAGGAGCUUAGGCUGGCAGAGUCAUCCUUUAAAUCAUUUCUCACAGACAGACCUUUAUGUAAUUUGUUCUGACAAGAUUUAUUCACUUGUGUUCGCCUGCUUAAUAGUUUCUCUUUGACUUGUGUCUAAUCCCUCUUUGCUCUUAAUCUGGAUGUUAUGUCAUGCACUGCAGACCACAGUCACUGUACGAACUCAGCCUAUAUACUGGGACACAAAUAUGUAGGAUUUUUAAACUCAAAACUUCAACCGUCCUCUAAACUUAAUCUUUUAUCUGGUGCUCUUAAUACCCUUAAACGCAAACCCAGCCCCUUAUUUGACAACUUUAAAGGGAUAAACCGUUUUGCCACUGUAAACAAGAGAUGAAUGUGAUAGUGAUCUGUCUUUGCCGUUUCAGACGACUGAUAUGAUUGUUUUUCUCCCCCCACAGGAGAGACUGGUGCUGUCAGUCCUGCCUCGAUUUGUAGUUUUAGAAAUGAUCAACGACAUGACAAAUGUAGAGGACGAACACCUCCAGCAUCAGUUUCACAGAAUCUACAUCCACCGCUACGAGAAUGUCAGGUGAGGUGCCGAUUUCGGUUGUUGUCGAAGUCCGAUUGACCAAGUUUCAUUUGCAUGUAUUAUGUAUGUAUAAGUAUUUUCAGUGUUUGGAUGGUGACCCGGAUAUCGAAGUGACAUUUCCGUAUUUUAUUCAGCAUUCUUUUCGCAGAUGUUAAAGGCUUCACAAACCUCUCCACGACGCUGUCCGCGCAGGAGCUGGUGCGAAUGUUGAAUGAACUCUUUGCACGUUUUGACCGCCUCGCACAUGUAAGUGAUUCUAACCCCAGAUCUUCAAGUUGAUACCUCUCACAGAAAUCAUGACAGUAGAUCUUAAAAAUGACGUUUUUGGCUUGUUCUGCAAAUUUGACUCUUCUAUGUCUAUGACCUGAUGAAGUGAUUCCUCAAACACUUAUACAUAUUACAAUGAUAUUAGAUAAUAAUACUGUAAUAUUACAUAUUACAUAUUUUUCAUUGGGACACACUAAGAUAACAGACGGACCAGCUACUCGUCACACCAAGACACAUCCGAAAGUUUAUAUAUCUUUUCAGUUGACUAGUAUACAGAAUACAUGCGACAUGGAUGAUGAUGUGCUAAUUAUAACUUUUGCGAUUUUCCUUGCGGUUUUUAUUUUUACAUGUGAACUGUUUAAUAUUUGAUUAUUCUUGUUUAUAAAAAAAAAAACUGGUUUGGAAGCGCCAACAUGUGAAAAUUUAUUACUAGACAUUAUCCCAAUUGUAUUGUACCGUAUUGUAGUGUUUUGUGUCGCAGUGUAUUGUAUUGUAAUCCUAUCGUUUGGUAUUGGAUCCAAUCGUUUUGUAUUGUAUCAUUUUGGGUUGUAUUGUGUCAUAUUGUAUCGUAUGUAUUGUAUCAUUGAGUAUCGUUUUGUUACCUGUCGUAUCGUUUGUUUUGUAACAUAUUGUUUGGAUUUGUAUUAUUUUGUGUUGUAUCGUUUGGUAUCCUAUCGAGUCACACAGAGACACAUCCGAAAGUUUAUAUAUCCCAAUUGGGAUAUUUAUAUCCCAAUUGUAUUGUACCGUACUGCAGUGUUUUGUGUCGCAGUGUAUUGUAUUGUAAUCCUAUCGUUUGGUAAUGAUCCAAUCAUUUGGUAUUGUAUCAUUUUGGGUUGAAUCGUGUCGUAUUGUAUCGUAUUGUAUCGUAUUGUAUCGUAUCAUAGGGUAUUGUUUUAAAGAUUUAUUACUAGAUAUAAUCCCAGUUGUAUUGUACCGUAUCGUAGUGUUUUGUGUCGCAGUCGUUUGGUAUUGUAUCAUUUUGGGUUGUAUCGUAUUGUGUUGUAUUGUAUCGUUGGGUAUCGAAUUGUUACUUGUCGUAUCUUAUAGUUUUGUGUCUUAUCGUAUCAAAUUAUUUUGUAUCAUUUGUUUUGUAACAUAUUGUUUAGUAUCGUAUCAUUUUGUGUUGCAUCGUUUGGUAUCCUAUCGAGCCAAGUGACUAUUAUACAGAAUACAUGCAACAUGGAUGAUGAUGUGCUGAUUAUAACUUUUGCGAUUUUCCUUGAAUUUUUUUUUUCCUUUUUACAUGUGAACUGUUUGAUGUUUUAUUAUUCUUGUUUUUAAAAAACUGGUGUGGAAGCGCCAAAAUGUGGGAAAGAUUUAUUACUAGACAAAAUCCCAUUUGUAUCAUAUCGUAGCGUUUUGUGUUGUAUCGUAUCGUUUGGUAUCAUAUCGUUUUGUAUUGUAUCAUUUUGUCUUGUAUCGUUUGGUAACGUAUCGUUUUGCAUCGUGUUAUAUCGUAUUGUUUUGAAUCAUAUCGGUUUGUAUCGUGUUGUAUUGUAUUGUAACAUGGCAUAAAUAAUAUCAUACUGUAUUGUAUCGACGCAUCAUAUCAGAUCCCAUCAUAUCUUUGCAUAACAUAUGAAAAUGUAUAUCAUCAAUAUCAUAUAUCGUACUGUAUCACACCUUAUAGUAUCAUGUCACAUUACAUCGUAUUGUAUCAUAUCGGUAUUCCAUCCCACUGUAUCCUUAAAAAAAUCCAAUUUGAUUCAGUAAGUCGGCUUUUCUCCCAUGUCAGUAUCCGUGGUUUUUGUUGGUUAAAAAAAAGAGGCGGGUUCAGAUAUAAAGGUGGUAGAUUUGUAUCUUGAGGAAUCAGAGAGCUUCUUCAUCUUAGACUAAUAAAACCCUUUUCUAAACUCAGCAGUUAGAACACUAAGAUGUUCAAAGGUAACGAUGUGCUUCCUUCUGACUUUUAUGUAUAAACAGAAACACAGGCGUUCACACGUGUACUUUUCCUCGUCUCCUUACAUCAUUAUACUGCUCACCGCUGUCUCCUCAUAACCUCGGCCCUGUACCGCCCUAAGGCUACAGCCUGACACCUCAUCAAGCCUCAUUACCUGUGUACUUGAGUUAACAUGCAUUAACAGGUGCACACAAAGAGGUAUUCUUCUGCGAUCCUUCAACAUAACUCUCAGCGACACUGGCAAUACUGGUCCUGGAUAUUUAUAGAUUCUGAGGAGGUACUUUCAUUAUGCACACAGCAGAGAGACGUAAAUAAAAACCAGCAGCCCGCCUUUCUUGGAUGUAAAGCACACAGUAGUUCGUCAUCAUUAGACACUCUCUGAUAUUGUCAGCGUGUCCCGGAUUUUUAGUUAUUAAUGAAGUUCUGCCAUUGUGUCUUAUUGGUCUGAUUCAUGUUACACCUUUUACACACCUUUGGAUAAUCAAAAGACUUCAUACGUCAUCUUGGUGUCAUUAGCGCCAAGACUGCGCACUGCUAUGCCCUUAAUCACUCUGCGCCAUACGCUACAUGGACACUGCCAUUUAAUUUCCCUUGGCGGCUGUGAAUGGAGGUUAGAUUUAAACAUAAAACUCCACUAUAAGUUUUUUAUAUCUUACGAGAAGCGAAAGCAGGACUCUGCUGUCUCUUUACAGCUCAUCUUUGGUCGACGGCCUCCGGGGGCUUUUAAAAACUAAAUAAAUGUACUCCGGUUUCUGGAUGAAUUUUUAAUUCAGAACACCCGAGUGAAUAGCUGAUUGGAUAUGCACUCCGUAGGACUCUUGUGUUUGUCUGAUAUUGGGUUGGAAAGGAUUUCAGAUUGUCAUGCUUGGUCAGUCAGGUUUCACAGUCAGCUCACCAGAGCAGAACCGACCCGAUACGCGUUAUUUAUUUUUCAUUUCCCACUCAUAUUUUCCCUGUUUCUAUUUCAGACCACAUAGGCGUUCUCUAAGUGCUUGUUUACUGAUGUGAGCGUUGUGUUGCAGGAGCACCACUGUCUACGGAUAAAGAUCCUGGGAGACUGUUACUACUGUGUAUCGGGUCUACCUGAGCCCAGACAGGACCACGCCCACUGCUGUGUGGAGAUGGGCCUCAGCAUGAUCAAGACCAUCAGGUACUGUCCCCUUACGCAGCAUUUCUGUGACUGUGUGUAUGUUUUUAACUGAAGAGGUUUGGACUGCUGUUGGUCUGAUGCUUACUAAAACCAAACUGUAGUUAAAAAGUGAAGCCAAAGCAGAAGUGCAAAUCUCCUCCAGUGUCAGCUUGUACGUGUUGGGGUACAAUCACCAUGAGGUAAAUUUAUAUGAAGAUGACAUAAGGCCAUUACUGUUAGAAUACUCCUAUAAGGUUAGGGGUAGUCAGGAUCUGAGGAAGUUCCGGUUUUUAGGAGAAAUCUUGAACUUAAACUCUACCCCUCACAGGGUUAGGGUCUAUAAGAUCCCGAAGCAUCAUUGGUGUUGACCCGACUUCUUAGCUCUUGUCCGGUCUACCUCCUUUUGAAGCGCCCGUUAUUCCUCCAGAGUCUCCGGUAUUUACUUUGUUUUCUUGCUUGUGUCGGCAGUCGUGGCCAAAGGAGGAUUCAGACAAUUUUCCGAACUUUCUGGUUGGUUUCUACUGUCCGAUAUUGUAGCACGCUAACUUUGUUUGGGUUCGUGCGCGUUAUUGGAGGACGUGGAGCGUGCCUCACAACAAAAGGGAGCAGCGUCUGCCUCACAACCAGUCAGGUUGGGGGAGGCGGAGAACGGCUUUGUUUACAGUCAGAAAGAGCGGACCGCUCAAAAAAUUUAAAAUGUUGGCCCACUUUGUUUUUGACAAACUGUAUAUGGUCAUUAACACCACUUUGGUCCAAUAGGUGGCGUUUUUAAUAUGACAAACUUGUAUAUGAGUUCAGGCUGGACCCGUUAUCAAACCUGUAAAAUUUGGUACGGGUUGGUUAUUGCAUGUGAAAGUUAGUACCAUGUAUUUCCACAGGGUCGCGCUCUACUGGAGAAGUGAGUGGAUAGAUGAGUUGUAGGGUCAACUUUGAUCAGGUGUAUAAAAAAUAAACCGACUGAACGUUUUAUGAAGGAGGUAAAGUAACUUCCUGUUAAUGGUGGGAUAUUAGAGGUUGACAAACAAACAUGGCCAGACCCUUGGACAUAUGAUAAGUAGGAAGGAAGGAAGGAAGGAAGGAAGGAAGGAAGGAAGGAAGGAGGAGGACUCUACUGCCUGUUCUAGCUCCAUGAAUGAACAUAAACUUAGACACAGCAUUGAAAACAAACGUCUUUUCUCUCCGUCUGAGUGAAGACUUGAUCUUUUCUUCCCCGUUGAGGUGAAAUCAUUCCUCCAUGGUGGUAUUUUUUGGCUUCAUCUCUCACCACGGGAGGACACGGAGGCAUGUUGCCGAUAUUUAAAUGUACAGCCGAUGCUUUGAACCUUUUCAUCUGCAGGCAGCGCUGCUGUUAUCUCUGUAUAUUUUAAUAUCAUUCCUCACAGCGCUCCGUGCGCCAGCUCUCUGAUCUGCUUUGCUGCAAUAUUUGCAUUUGCAAGAAUUCACCCCUGGCUGUUUUUCUGCAGAACAAACAUCAUAAACAAUCACAUGGUCCUAUCGUAUCACACAUCCAUGCAUCUCAGAAAUGAAAGGGGGAAAAUGUUUUCAGUGACGGUGUGUUUUUUUUCCCAAAAUUACACAACGAGGAUUUGCAGAUCGCAUAAGCUCAUGAAUCACAUCUCACACGCCGAUGGUGUAAUCUUCACAUCAUGGGGAACAAAACUGGUUAAGCAGCAGAAACAAAGUCUGGAGUGACUCUCAGAAAACACACAGAGGCUGUGCAGCUCUUUGUGGAGAGGCUUACAGACUCUGGAGAUUGUGCUUUUAAAGCCCGAGGCGUUUUCAUUCGCGUUAUCUUCUUUGUGGCUGCAGCAUUUUGGCGCUGUCACAACCCAUUCAGUGUGACAGUGAGGGAGGAGAGGAGGACUGAUGUUUGGAGGAAAUAGAAGGAUUAGGGAUGGAUAAGCUGUGAGAUUUGUGCUGUAUACUAUUAAGUCGAUAUGGCGAGCUGCCUACCAGCAAACACUCUGUGCUGCAGAGGUGCAUGCUGGUACAAAUGGCUUAAACCUUAAUUAAUAAACCCUGCAAAGACCUGCUCCUGCAUCUUGCGUUCAGAUCUUUGCACUUUGUCGUUUUUUAGAGCUGGGUCAUCGUGCGAAAGGCAAAAAAAGAAACCUGAGCGAAACACGCUGUGAACUUCACAAAUCAAGUCUCAAAUCACCUCAGGGUUUAGCUGCCAGACGGAUUUUACAGGACGCCAAAUCAAAGAGAUUUCCUCUCCUUCAAACACGCAAACGCGUACAAAUAUUUAUUCAAACUUAAUUACAAUUAAAGAGAACUCUAACCUCUUAUAGAGUAUAACGAGGAGCUGCUAUCUGAGCUCAUCCCAGAUACAGAAAAAACAACACAUUGAAAUAUCUUUUUUUCUGUAAUAUACAGUGUAUUUGGAUAGGAGACAAUCGAGGCAUUAAUAUCAGAAAAUUCUGUCUUUUUAUAUCAGUUAAUCAACUAAUUAAUUAACUUUCAUUUAUAUUGCACCAAAUCACAACAAUCCUUAUCUUGAGAUGCUUUCCAGGCCGAGAACAAAUUCUUUGAUGUUUUACAAAGACUCGACCUCAAGAGGUGAAAAGACAAACCAAAGUUUAAUCCUGCAGUUGCACUUUAAUUAAUUUAGUCUGUUUACUGUUUUCUCCUUUCUGGUUUUUGUUUUAGUUUUCUCGCCUCGCUAUUUUUGUCCUUCGUUUUGACGUCUACUCUGUAGGACCCCGAAUACCACAACAACGACCUUCUCAGGUGUCUUGUUGCUGCAAUUGUCCAAUCAGGAUGGCUUCUCCAUCGUUUGUUGAAAAACAUCCCUGUACUGAUCUACAGAUGUCAAGAGUGUUAUGCGAUGGUCAGGUUACGACGAGAUCGCCCUCUGUUGGAUCAAAAAGCGAAACUCUUACAGACCCACUCUGAUGGAAAUCAUGUUUUUCUUGUUGAUGCUACAGGACAUAUCAUGAGAAAACUACAUGAGAAUUUGCUUUUCUGAGUAUUUCUGAUUUCAGAUCGCUGUGAAUCUCUGGCAGACCCAAACGGCAGGUUCAGAAACAGUGAGAUGUCAGAUGUAACCAAUCCAAGCUCCGCCCCCAGAGCCCACUAUGCAGGUCAAAGAUCGUGGAACGAGCGUGUGCAUGAGAUUGCAAUGCUCAUAAGAAAGCUAAUUAUGAUAUUAACUUUCAUCAUGUCCCUAAAGACAUUAGUGUCAGAGAGAUGAAUAGCCCAUAUGUUACCUGCGUCUUCUACUACACUGGCAAUGUUAGGCUGCAAGGUCGCGGCGCUGUCUCCGCCCACAACUCAGAGGUGAAUUGCUAAUGAGCUACUGGAGCUCUGCAGAAGAAAAGCCCACGAAAAUUGGCGUAACAAUUUUCACAAUUUAAAGACCACCAAGAACACUUUAGGUAGUAAAAAGAAACAAUCAGCGUGGGACUUAAAGAUACGGUUUCUGUUUUCUUCAUCGUUUGAAGCUUGUUUUGUCUUUUAUUUUAGUCCUUUGGUUUUGUCUUUAACUUUUUAUCUUUACCUCUACUAAACAUCACAAAUAUCACCAAUCCAGGCAGAGGGAGAUUCGCGACAUUCAGUGGAGUCUGGCGGCUUUGCAGAGAGAAAUAAAACCCUAAAUCUGUCAGCUAUUAAAACGCCAAAACAUGCUUAAAAAUGUCAUCUCUAGAGUAAGUGUUCCUCCGCUACAGACAGUGCAGAUUCCUCGUCCUGAGCUUUGUGGACAGGUUAUGGUUUUUGCAGCUUGGACUGUUAAAAAUGUUGAUUUGAGGAGCUGAAAACACGUAAUUUUAUGUCAUGACAGUCCGUGACAGUUUUCUAUUUCAGGGAGGAUUUUCCGUCUCUGCUGGGAUCUCAUUAUUCACCGCAGGGAAACAUCUCAAACUGUCUGCAUGACGGACGUUAAUAUUUAAGCAGAGAAUACAGAAGAGCCGCGGUGUCAGUUUCAAUAUUUUAUGGCAUAAUAUCCACUCCUGUGAGACGUGUAUUUGUGUUUGUACAUGCAGGUUAAUAGCUGUGUUUGUACCACUUAAAUAAGCUGAAUUAGCUGAAAGUACUCUUUACUCUUAUUCCCCUAAACCCAUAUUCAUUUGAUGUUCAUGUUUACAAGAGGUUGGAUAAUUAGGAGCGAGAACAAACACCAAACAAAGAGCUCAGAGCCUCAUUUUAUCAACACCUCGAAUUCACAUCAAGAGGCUCCUUUCCUUUAAAACCCUGAAGGUCAAACAUGAGCGCAGAGCAGCCCAGAGUUUCUGGACAUCGUGUUCGAGACUCUAUAAAUGUGUUUGUUCGCUUUUAACAUGUUUAUGUGUGCAACGGCUAAACUACACAAGCUGCAAUGUGCCGAUACUUCCUGUUGUUAUCUCAUCAUGCUGUUUCUAAACGUGAUGCCUUAAGGAGGGAUGUCAGCGUCCCUCCUUAUGGUGGUAUUAUGCAGCCUGUGGUGUGUACAGGCUUUUUUUGAGGUCCUGCAUAACAAUGAAAAACACAUUUCCCCGAGCCCGUGCAUGUGCAGUGUAUUAAGGUCAUCCUAGUGGCUAACAGCUCUGAGAAGUCUCUGCAAAGUCUCCAAAGCCCACCUCCUGAGCAAACAAAGCCUCUGCAAGGCGUCUGAAUCUGAUUUGCAUAGGCGUGCAUGAAAAACCACUCCCACUCCCGGUUCUCCACCAGUUCAGCUCCCUCCUACACCACUGUAGCUAUUGGCUGACCACAAAAAGUUUCAUACGAAGGGCAAAAAAGUGAGAAUAAGGUUUAAAAAGUGGGGUAGGCAGGAUCUGAGGAAGAGGCAGUUUUUGGGAGAAACCUAAAUGUAAACUCUACCCCUCCGAACCAGUGCAACGGCAAAGGUUCUCCUGGUGCACUCGCCAAAAUUGUUUUUUCCGCUUCUGCACUCUCCUCUCUCAGACAACUUCCAGGUAGCCAAUCAAGUUGAGGUUAGAAACUAAUCGGCUUCAGAAAUUACUGAGGUAUGAAAGCUGAAGACAGUUUUAGACCCACAGGUUAACGUGUCGAAGCUAACCAGAACAAACUGCUGCAGAUCACGUACCAGCCAGAUGAUGACAGCACAUCAGUGAUUGUUAGAAAUAGGAAAAGCUGACCUCUGACCUCUGGAGGGGGAGGAGAAGAAUCUUGUCUCACGUCUUCAUCAUUAUUGUUAUCAUGAACAAGCUCCAGUAGUAGAUUGACUCAAGCACCUGCCAAAACUCCCAUGAUGCCUUUCACCUCACAUACAUAACUGCUGUUACAAAGCAUGAAAUGAGAGCGGGGUUCUCUCCACAGACGCUGAUCGGCAUCAGUUUGCCUGAUUUUAUUUGCGUUCCAGGAUAAUAAAGUAUGAAAUGAGAAACGAAUGCUGAAAUCUCUCUUCUCUGUUUGAGCUCAUUGAUACACUGAACGUGUUUUUGACUCAUUUUCCGCUGAAUUAUCACGACAUUAGCUUCUCAUUUAUGUGUUUGUCCAAAGGUUUAUUUCAUGUUUUUGAAUUUGUUGAAUCUACUCGCUCAGGCUCGACAUUCUGCUAAAUGACCCAGAGUAACCCCUGGAAUAUUGUGUCCUUUAAGUGAAGGGCAGGAGGCUAAACGUAUUCAUUUUUCAUUUCAAUCUUGAAUAUUCAUGUUUACCAUUAAACAUUUAUCUCUACCCUCAUUUAUUAUCACUUUAACUGAAUUAAUUCAAUAAAAUAAUCUAUUGACAUUAAUAUUUUAAAGGAACACACCUGUGUUUGGGGGAAAUUUGUUACUAAUUCGAUAUAAAUUAAUCAUCACGAAGAAUGUAAUAAAUCAGUAUAUUUGUGACUCUAUAAUAAGGUCCGACCGAUAUAAAUUUUUUUAGGCCAAUGUCAAUACCAAUCAUUAGGGAGGAAAAAAAAUCUGAUUACUGAUUAAUCUGUCAAUUUUUUUUUUAGUUUUUCAAGUUAUAAAAAAAAUAUAUAUAUACAGUAGGUAUACUGAAGGCUACUGCUCUUCACACCGACAGGAAGACCGACUGAUCAAACUCGGACCAGAAAAGCGUUUUCAACUACCACCCCAGCGCCGAUCAGUGCCUCCGAGUCUUAACUCCCGUUACUCAUUUCCGGUCAGGUCUCAUCUGGAGACAUGCAGCUGCCUCAGUAAGAGAAGUAGCUCGAUCACUGAUGUGUACUGUUGUUUAUUCUACCAGUACUGGCACGGCUAACAGUGUAGCAAGGCUAAUAGCAGGUGGCUAACUAACUUUAGCUUGCAUAUUACAUGGUGCUUCACCGUUAACUCGGAACAAAACUGCAGUUUUUUCUUGUUUUUUCGCAAUACUGCAUUGGCUUCAUGUUUUAAAACUGAAGGUUAAAGGUUCGUCACUCAGUAAUCAAGACUCUUGUAUCGAUAAGUCCACUGUCAGCCAUGUUUGCUUUCAGCAUUAAAUGAAUAAGAGGAUGUCUGGACCUUGAAUCUGACUCGAUGUGUCUCUCCAGGUAUGUAAGAUCACGUACGAAACACGACAUCGACAUGCGGAUCGGGAUCCACUCGGGCUCUGUGCUGUGUGGUGUGCUGGGACUCAGGAAGUGGCAGUUUGACGUCUGGUCCUGGGACGUGGACAUCGCCAACAAGCUGGAGUCUGGAGGGAUCCCGGGGUGAGUAAAUGCAAAAGAUACAACAUUUUCACAGGGGUUUGUCUGGCCUUGGAUUUGAUUAUUGGCAAAUCACUAAUGAUCAUGUUUGCUACAAAAAAGCGCAUUUUCACAUGGGCUUAAAAAGGGAUUGACCUACUUUUGGAGAUAGCCCCAAGUGGGCACUCAAGGAACUGCAAUUUUUUUGCACCUGGCAUUGACUCCAUUUUUUAACACCAGAAUUUUCCACUUGGGUUUUCUCUAUAUUUUGGCUAUGAAUGUCUGAAGACAGUGUUUUUCCUGCCAGUUUCAGUGAUAGACAAAAAGAUUAUGCUAACAUUGAGAGCGCAAGUACAGGCUCUUUCUACGACUAUUUUGUCUUAUCUCUUUAACAAAAAAUAAAAUUCCUCACUCAGUUUAUUUAUGGGUUCAAAUGAUUCAGACCCUUUUACGAUGCUGUAUGUCUUUUGUCUAUUGUACAAAACAAAAUAUUUUUGCAGCCCAACCCAGAACCAGUCUUCGUAGGUUUUAUAUUAUUUGUAUUUUAGAGGAGAUUACGGAGAAACCUGUGCCAAAACUAGUCAGAGAAAACCGUCAGAACCGUCUGAUGUACGGUGAUAAAAUAGUCUCCUGACGUCAGUCUGAAGAGUCCCUCUGCCAAACUCUGAGUGGAUUUUCACUCUGAUGAUCCCUUUGGCCUUCAGACAGGAGGUGACAUCAGUGCUCUAACUGCUGGAUUUUAACAUCCUGCCAGCAUCUGUUGUUGAGUGAUGCUGUAAAAACUUGACCCAUGGUCUUCACUAAACCCGGUUACGUAACGGCACCCAGCUGUAGCAUGGCAGGUGCCCAAAGAGGCAAAUUUCACUCUGGUCGCUUAUUGGACCUCAUCUUUGACAUGAUGAGUCGUGUGUCCACUGAAGUAUCUACAAAUACACAGAAACCGUCAGAUUCUUCGUAGAUCCAACUAAAUUCUGACAGGGACAUACUGAAGUUUCAAAGGACUGUCUUUUCAUGUGGGAAAAGUCAUAUAUAGCACUCUUCAAAAACAAGUUAGUAUACCUAAACGUGAAAAGCAGCUAAAUCUAAUAUAAUCGAAAGAAACAAGGUAUUUAAACGUUACAGUCUCUUAAAGAAAAGCUGAAUACCAAGGUUAAUAACAAUUCAAAUUAACCACAAAUUAAAAAAGGUUACACAGAGAAAAGGAGGUCAAAGGAAAGGUCAGUCUCAAAGGACACUUUCCAAACAAUUUUAGAUAUGGCUAGAGGACAGAUUAGAUAUAACCAGAGGUACAGGGAGCAAUGACAACAACCUCAGCUUUGGAGCCCCUUAACAUUUUAGACAUUCAAUUCUUCAUUUCAGUCAAAAAGGACAAACUAUAGGGAGCAUCAGUUGUGCCAGGUUUAACAUGGCGUAGAGCUGAGCGUCAUCUGCAUAGCAGCAAAAGUCUAUAUCAUGUGACGUAUGUAAACAUGAAGAAGAAGGAUCCUAGACUGGAACCCUGGGGUACUCCACAUGAGAGAGGAGCAUAAGAGGAGAAAGCAUUUCAAAGCUCUACUGUAAAGACUUGUUUGACGAGGAGGAGAAGCAUGUACACGGAGAAUAAGAGGGGACUUAGAAUAGACCCCUGAGGGACUCCACAAGACAAACACAAGAAAGGGCGGCAUUCCAAAGUUCUACAGCAAAAAGACGUGCUUGACAGACAGGAAAUGAACCAAUCCACUGCCAUGAAACUGUGGUUGUCCGUGUCAAACGCAGAGCUAAGGUCAAGGAGAAUUAGCAUAAAGCACGAACUACAAUCAUCUGUAAGCAAGAAGUCAUUAGAGACUUUUCUACAGUAUUUUUACCAGUGAGAAAAAGCAACUUUGAGGGUGUCCACUGAUGCAUUUCACCUAAGAUUUUAAGUUUUUCUAUUUGUGAGUAUUCGUUUGACAUGACCCUCUCUCCAUGUCGUGUUCCAGGAGGAUCCACAUCUCCAAAGCUGCUCUGGACUGUUUAAAUGGGGACUACGAGGUAGAGGAGGGUCACGGGAAGGACCGGAACGACUUCCUCCGCCGGCACAACAUCGAGACGUACCUCAUCAAGCAGCCCGAGGAGAGUCUGCUAACCCUGCCCGAGGACAUCAUGAAGGAGGCGGCCAGCUCUGCGGACCGCCGGGCCAGCAGCACCACCUUCAACGAGGCGUCCUGGAGCCCCGAGCUUCCCUUCGACAACAUUGUUGGGAAACAGAACGUAAGUCCCGCCGCUGCUCGUAACUCAGGUCAUGUUUGCAUUUUGUCACACUGUAGAAAAACAUCCAUCUGAACAGCAAACUUGUUCUGCAGCUCAGGAUUUAACCGUUAUUGUUUUUAGAGUAGCUAUAACCGAACCUUUGAGCUUCCUGACAAAUCUUUUAACCAUCUUUAAGUGAGUCUCUGGACAGGCUCUGAGCGGCGCUGCAGAACGAGCUGGUUUCUCAUGACGGAUGUUUUUCCGCAGUGCAUGGGAUCUUCUCAGUUGUCUUGCUUGUCCGUUGGUAGUUUUGUUGUUUUUACUUGGAAUGAGUGGACGGCUUUCUGCAGGGGGAGAGACUGGGUUGUCAUGGCAACGCAUCACUUUGUGUCAUUCCUGCCUGUUCGUGAGGAUGAUGAGCUUCUGAUUGUGUUGUCCAUCAAAACAUCGUCUUCACACCGCCUUCAUUUGUCCACAUCCACGUAAACUUUAGAAAUCAAUUUACCUGCCAGAGACUUUAAAGUCAUGUUACAGGAGAUUUUUUCCUCUAAGUGACUAAAAUUAGAAAUAUAUGGAGAAAGUGAACGUAGGGGUUGGAAAGUUUAUAUCAUUUGGCCAUUUAUCAGCAAUAUUAAUUACAUUUUUAUGACUUUUUUUACAACAAUUUUCUUUUCUUCUUGACUUUUUAAUCUUGAAAUGAUGAGGUAUGAGACAUCUGAGGUAGCUGACCCGAGAAAGACAAAAAAGUCACUAAAAUUGAGAGAUGAGAAAUCUUAACAAUCAGAUUAAAGGUUGAUAAAAUGAUGAAAUACGGGGUGGGGGUUACAAUUAGAGAAAAAGUCAAAAUGAAAAGGUUUCAAUUUAUGAGAUAAAAAGUCUCAAUACCAGAAUUUAAAGCCAUAAUGAAAUAAAAAGUCUAACUUUUGAAACUUAAAGUUGUUGCGGUGAGAUUAAAAGUUGCAAAUAUGAUUAAAAAAAAGUCAGUAUUAAAGUAAAAAGGGUAGUAUUGAGAUUAAAACCGAAGUAAUGAGGAAAGGUGUCGUUACAAUGAGGUGAAUACUCAUAAAGAUGAGACUGAAGGUCACGAUCAUCAAAAGUUUCAGGAUAAAAAGUUGUGAAUUUUGAGAUUUUGAGUCAUGAAAUAAAAUAAAAAGUCUGAAUUAUGAUCAUUUGACUAAAUAGUCAAAAUUAUGACUAAAACUCUAAACUGUAGAAAAAUUUGCAAUCAUGAGAUAAAGAUAAAAAAGGAAAGACUCACAGGAGUUCAACACUCCUCUGAGAGCGUGAAUUCAGUGUUAAAGGUGUCACACAGAAAUAAGAAGCAGCCGUGGAGCUUAUAGAGAGACGUGAGGGUUUGAGCUGAGCGAAGACAGAGAUGCUGAUGUUUUCUGAAAAAUCUGCAUAAUUUUGACUAACUCACGCCGACAGCUCUGUCAGAAAGAAGAUGAAGUGAAGGAGGCGAGAGAUGACGGAUGACAUGAGACGUGAUGGAUGUGAAGAAGUCCUCCCGCACGCUGCCAUCAUCCAUUUCCAAAUUUCUCUCCGCUAACUUAAAUUCUGUCUUUAUGCUGUUUAUCUGGACGUAAGCUCAAAAACGCUGUCAAAAUAUUUACAUUGACAAACCGGCCGCUUUGUUCUCCGCUGAGGACGGUUUGUGGAGCAGUUUUAAACAGGAUUAAGAUCAGAGACGGCUCGUUUAAAGCCUCCAGGUAAUACUAGUCCCAGGAUGAUAGCACUUUACUCUAUGAUAAUAAUAAAAACUCACAGCUCUGUGAAAUAAGGCAGCAGAGAUCUCCACCAACAGAGGAUUUAUAGUACCACUCAGUGAAAGUUAAAGGUAAGGGAAAAGCUCGCUACACAAUCGCCCGCUCAAACCACGUUUGAUUCAGAGUUCAGCACUGACAGAAAUAUCAGUAAAUCCGUCUUUAUCCUUCAGCUGAUUUAACGUUAUCGUGCGGUGUAUCUGCACAGCAGACAGCCUCAGCUCCCGUCUCUUCUCCUGCAGCCGUGAGCCAGCAGUGAACUCUGCGUUACCUCUUGUGUAUAUAUGAGGACAUGUGCGGCUCCUCCUCCUCCGUGAGUCCGCCAAAAGCUUAUAGAUGUGAUGUAACCGUUUGUUUCGGAGUCGGAGGACUAUCUUUUCUCUGAAAAGUGCCACUUCUUUGUCUCACGCACAAUGAAAGCCUGUCAGGACAGUCGUUUCAAAGCCGGGCUCUUAGCAUAUCAAAGGCUCCUCGGAGGAGUUUGGAAGAUUCUUUCAUGUCGACGCUCGGCUCUGCUUGGAGCCCAACUUCUGCCUCUCCGGUGGAUUUUCAGUCCUCUUGGUCCCAGUUUGCUCUUCCUGUUGGUCUGACGGGGUUUGCAGGAUCAGGCAAAGUAAAAACCCCCAACAGCUAUGCAAAGGCCGUAUCCACCAAUGGUAACCAUUCAAGUUCAUGUGUCGAUUUCCAACGGCUUCUUUCCGUUCCGCAGCUGAUCGCAAGAGUUCUAUUUUUUUCUGGACGCUGGAGCAUGCCGGAUAAAUUCAGCACAGAUUUACUCGUGCUGGAAAGGAAGUCGGACACAGACACAAAAUAAAACAUCCGGCUUCUUUUCAAAAUAAAACAGGAGACAAACAAGUGAAAGGUUUAAAACAAGCAUUUCAUCCCGAUGACACCAUGGAUGAGGAGAUGCUGAUUCUAGAAGUCUAGAAGUAGAUUUCCUCCUCUGGAAGGACACAAUGGACUGCUUAUUUGGUUAGACUGUGUGUCUAAAGACAACAUGUUAUCACGUGAUUGCACGUGAAUCUCGGGUUCUUGUAAGUUCUCGUGAUUCCUGCUGUCCGUAAUCCGCCACAAAAUUUUCUCACAAAUUUAUCUAGAAGGAAUUAGCAUACGGCGAAAAUCGCUGCCGUUAUGGAUGGGAGUCGUUCAGGAUGCGGUAGAAAUCCCGGGUAAGGGAGGGUGUCAAAGGAGAAAAGAAAAAGAGUGACAUGAAGAAAGAAUCUUGAUUCCUACGGCUGCCUCAUUUGCUGCUGGAAGCUGACGUUUCCAUUUUACAGCUGAUAAGACACAGGACAAGUCUUUACUAAAGCGUUAUAGUCAAUCUUUCUAUUAUAAUGUCAAAAAAUUCUCACCGGAUCUGUCUUAAAUGAAAAACUAUCUGCUGAAAUUGGCACAUGGUCCAUUUUUAUCAGCAAAUGCCUCAUAUGGAGUCAGACGGAUGGAUCUUUUCAGUCAUAGGCGGCUGAAUGAAACACCAGUGUUCAGGUAACAGGCUCACUAAUACCCUCCAAUCAUCCCCUGUUUUACUGUGAAGUACUCUGAUGAUAAAUGACAUCAUAUCCUGCGUUUUGGGAACUAUCCGGACUGAUUGCCACAAUCAAACCCCGGAGGUUUCUCCUCAGGAGUUUCCUGGACGUGCAGCACUGAAAUCAGACUCCCAGUCUGUGUGGUCUGUGUGGCGGUUAAGUGGCCCUGUCCUCACCUCUUUCAUGCUUCACUGUGUACCUGCCGGCUCCCAUGAUGCACUGCAGUGUGAGUCAGGCUCACGGAAGGAUUGUGCAGAUUUUGUGCGGUGCUAAAGACAGAAAAAGACACUAAUUCACAAAGCUCAUGCAAAGCAAAAGCAUUGGUGCUACUGUAGAUGCCAACAGACUACCAGCAAACACAAUGUUUGCAGGACUUCUACCACUAGGAUAAAGUGACAUAGUCCAGGACCCGAGGGAGGACAGUUUAGCGAUGGCGCUACAACACGCUACAGCAGGUCCGUUUGACAAGAAACACUUCUGUUACAGACACUUGUCUUACUUUGUUAAAGCGGUUUACCUGUCCAGCAGAAAGGUUACAGGGUCACCAAGAUCCCCAAGCGUCCCCCAUCGUUUAUGUUGACCCGGCUUUUUAGCUCUUGUCCGGUCUACCCCCGUUUUAAGCGCCCGUUAUUCCUCCAGAGUCUCCGGUAUUUACUUUGUUUUCUUGCUUGUAUUUUCCGAACUUUCUGGUUGGUUUCUACUGUCCGAUAUUGUAGCACGCUAACUUUGUUUGGGCUUGUUAACGUUAUUGGAGGAUGUGAGCGUGCCUCAAACGCAAGGGAGUAGCAUCUGCCUCACAACCAAUCAGGUUGGGGGAGGCGGAGAACGGCUUUGUUUAUAGUCAGAAAGAGCGAGCCACUCCAAAAAUUUAAAAUGUUGACUACACAGACAAUCCUUCGAAAAGCCACGCCUCCAAACACGUCAUGUUACCGUGAAUUCGACUUCCUGACUCUGAAGUUAAUCUGUCACACCACUAAACAUGUGAGACAUCCAGCACAUGAAACCCUCUGAGAUUACUGUUUACACCCUCCUCUCCUCCCUCCACUUGCCCUUUUCCCGGCAUCAUAUGGUGGCAUUUCCACGAGACAAACGUGUCCUGUUAUUAAUAUGUAUCAUACAUGUAACCCCUAUACUCCCCCCCUCCCAUACAACCACUGCUGCGGGCGAUAUCGCAUCGACCGGCCAGUACACAAGAGGGAAAUGUCAGAGGUGGAAGCGUGUGCCCUUUAGGCUGCGCGCUACUUUAGGCCACGCCAAAAACAAUCAUGGCAGCCGGGCUCAUAGCGCGGUCCCUUCUGAGCCUUUGUGUCAGGAGCUGAUGCCUGAGAGCGGGAGACUUACAGAGGUCAUGUUUGCACACACGGGUUGUUGUUGUUGUCUUUGGCUGAAACAUUAUAAGUUAGGAGUGAUGCAGUCACACAGAUGUGGCGAUAGAAAAUAUAUUUCUUAUCUGAUUUUAAAGUUUGUUGGACGGAAAUGUGGUGUUCGCUCUUCUGUUGCACAUAUAUUGUCACAUUUACAAUAAGCUUACUUUUAGGACCUAUAUGAAAUAAAUCUAACUAGCAUAUCAGGUUAAGGCCUUCUGUAUAUAGGUAGUUGAAUUUAAGGCUGCGCUGAGCUGAAAACUUGUUAAACUUGGUACUUCGCUAACUAAAGGGCCUCAGACUGAGGCGCCAGUGGACCAACAGUCUAAGCACCCCAAAUACAGCCACUUAAGUCCUCAUCUCAGUGGUCACUGGUUUGAUAACCGUCCACGACUCUUUAUUUAUAUAUUUUGGUGUUUCUGUUGCAAACAUAUCUUAAAAUAAGUUAGCUACAGGAGAAGUUUGCCAAAAACUCUUUCAAUGUAGCCUGAUGUGCACCUCCUCAAAAACGUAACCACACACUGCAACAGCUCAGAGCCUUUUGAUUGACUAAGUUAGCAUGACCACACUGCAUACAAUAUGCUUGACCAUCAGCAUUAAAAUUAGCAGAAUGACAGUUUCCUAUCUGGCAAUUUCCACUGCAUCUGGAACAGCUACAAAACGGCCGUAUUCUCCGAUCUUAGCUGAUCAUAACCAUUCAGGUUAAUGUGUCAAUUUCCGCCGGCUCCUUUCCGUUCCGCUGUGGAUCGCUGGACUCCGCAGCUGAUCGCAAGAGUUCUAUUUUUUCCGAAUGCCAGAGCAUGCCGGAUAAAAACAGCACAGAUUAACCCAUGCUGGAAAGGAAGUCGAACACAGACAUAAAUCCACGAAAUUCGCCUCACAAACGGGUCUGGUAGGCAUUGGCGAACAGCGAAAAUCACCGCUGUUCCAGAUCGGAGCCGUUCCAGAUGCAGUGGAAAUCCCUGGUUAGAGUGUCCAAACCUGCUAUAGGUGACGCAGAGCAAAGCGAUGUGCCAUUUUAACUCUGUCUCUAUUUCCUGGAUAAGAAAAUGUUAUCCACGGAGUUAAGAUCAGCAGAUGUCUCCAAAUUUUACCAAGUGGUCUGACGAGUCUUGGCUCGUGUUAACAGCAAGAUGAGAAAGUUUGAGAACUGCCUCAGUACUGAGUAUCAAAUCUCCUCAUAUGAGUGACGUGUGACUCUGACAUUAUGCAGCCGGUUAAAGUGACCUGUGAGGCCCGUCAGUCUUCAGUAAUCUGCAGGAAGCUCUGAUCGCCGUUAAAUCAGCCGUUAAUGACAGUCGGUGAUCGUCAGAACAGCUUUGACUGGUUAAAAAAAAGGAAAGAAAUCCACUAAUGAGAGUUUUUCAAGAUCAUUUUUCUGUUUCUCCAUAAAUGAACUUUUAACGACCUCUGCGAUGAGGAUUUAAUUAAUUAAAUCAGAGAUUUUAAGCCAGACAAGGUGAGACAUGUAACUGUCAGGAGAUGUUUGGAGACGGUGAAUGUCUUUCUCUCCAUCAUCGCACAUUUCUCUCAUAAUCGCAGUAAUGGCCGCCAGCUCUACAGGGCUCAGACUCUCAAAAGGGUAAUUUGUCUGAAAACCGCUGCACGGCUGCUUUAACUCACAGCUAAUGGUGGAGAGCUAAUGUCAACGACUGUGAGAAAAUGACUCCUCACGUAUGACCUCCAUCACUUUCACUCCAAGUGCUUCUCUUUAAGAAAGUGGCGUCUCCACCUGGACUGACAGGAGCUCAUUGGACAAGAGAAAUGAUAUGGAUAUGGAUUUUUUGGCGCUGAUGCCAAUACCGACCAUUUGGAGGGGGUCCGAUUACUGAUUAAUCGGACAAUUUUUUUAAGUUUUAAAAUUUUUGUUAAUUUAAGUAAUAUAUCUACAUAUUUACUUUUUUUGACAAAUGGCUGCUUUUGAGCCUUUCAAACACUUCUCAGUAAUAUUAAUCUCGGUAAUGUUUCACGUAUUUAUCAUAAAUUUAUCAUGAAUCAAACUCGGAUCAGAAAAGCGUUUUCAACUUCGUUCAACAUCGUCAAGUUGUUUGAACUGACACUUGCUGAUUUCUUGUCUAACUGGUUUAUUUACCGUUGAGGAAGACCACUCUCCUCCGUGCGUCCCCGCCACUACCUGCUUCGGAUCCAUCACUCUGCUGUGCUGUGAGGUAGUUAGUGGAUGAAGAUUGCCAUGAGGUCGCUGCGCCAUCUACAGGAUAAGUCUUUUCAAAUGGGGGAACAUUUUCGAAGUGAAACCAAAUCUUAUCCUCCGCAUUUUAUUUCUGAAAAUAUUGGCGAGUUGUACGGGCUAAAAUUGGCCGAUAAAUCAAUCGGGUCCUAGUAGAGACUGGAUUUUUUUUCUUUUAUUCCUUCAGUUUUGGCGGUAAACUUUCAUUGCUAAGGUUGCUGUUGCCUCUGAAGGCCUGUUAUGUGAAAUUCACCAGCCUCUGCGCAGUCCUACACAAAGAGACACAACGGUCAUGCUGUUUGGUUGGGAAGAUGGCCACUGUGGGAAAACCGUCUCUUCAGAUUUAAAACUUUCUUUCAGACAGAGCAAGACGAGAAGUGAGAAGGUGUUCAAUCAAAACCUGAGGAGGACACCCUGUAGAUAAUCUUCACAGUAUCGCGAAUCGACGACCUGUGAGGUUGUCCGAGUGGAGGCUGUGUUUCACGUUCUUUUUGGUGUCUUUUCAUGCUUUGUCUAUUUUCAUCUGUUUAACGCAUUUUCAUUCGCAGCCAUUCCGAUCAUAAACGCCAUUGUUGUUUUAAUGUGUGCAUUAUCACAAGCUUUGUCUCCACUAACGUUGACUCUGUGAGUGACUGGGAGAUGAUGCAUGACUUGCCCUGAGCCGUCUGUCUGAUAGCGAAUGUUGCAUUUUGGUCUCCCCCUUUUUCUUCCCGUCCCCUUAAUUUUCUUUUUCUUUUCUUUCGUGUAUGUUCUGAACGUAACUGUGUGUCUGUUCUUCUUUUUUUCAUUUGUAACUUGAAUGAAACAAAAAAAAAAGGGGGACAAGCAGGUUCAUUCUAUGUGCAUGUGCUUUCCCCCUAGACUCUGGCUGCCCUAACGAGAAAUUCGAUAAAUCUGCUUCCAAACCAUCUCGCACAAGCUUUGCAUGUCCACUCUGGUCCUGAGGAAAUUAACAAGCGAAUAGAGAGCGCCAUCGACUUACGGAGUGGCGAUAAGUUGAGAAGAGAGCAUAUCAAGCCUUUCUCACUGAUGUUUAAAGACUCCAGCCUGGAAGAGAAGGUAGCUGGGGUUUUAGACAGAUAACUGUUUUUUUUUCCUUUCUCUCUCCUUCCUAACAUCUAUUUUUAGACCAAGAUCUCCAGAAGCAAAACAAGAACCAACAACUUUUUUUUUUUUUUUGUCCUGUCAUGAGUAAGCUAAAGGCACCGGGAAUACUUUUGUUAUCAAUACAAUCUACUUACACGAGUCUGUUUUAGACGAGGGUGAAAUCAGAGGAAAUCAAUUCCCUCAGUUGGACUUUUUAAGGAGUCUGAAGCUAUCUCAGUAAAUCUGCACUCAAACUUUUCGACUAAAAAAGUGAAUUGAAGAGAUUGUUAAUUUUUACAUGAAAUUUCAUAUCUAGUUAUUGACUGAUUAAAAAACCAAAUAAAUAAAGCAAAUUAAACUAAAUGUAAUGUCAGUAUCAUAUCGCCAAUAUCUGCUGUAUUCCCAGCUACAUGAAUAAUGGGUGACACUGGCACUGAACCCAAAAUCUGCGUUUCUAUGGCGUCAGGAUGCUUACUCAGAAAUCCCACCAGAUGCGGACCAGCAGGCGGAUAAAAUACGCAAGCAUAAAGUGCCCACCGGAUCCGAUCUAACUCUGCUAUCAGAGGAGAAGCGCUUACAAGAUUACAGCUAUUUCUCGUGAGACUGGACAAGAUCUCGACAUUGAAUGAGAUCCGCCAAUAGGUGUAUAUAAACACCCACAUCCCACAACCCAGGCCUCUCCAAUUAUUAAGCUAAGAACAGUUCAACAUAUUGACUUUAUUUUGUUUUGAAAAUUUACUGGAUAUUUUACUCUGUAGCUGCACAAAACUUCCGCUGCUCCUCGUGCUGCGCUGCACUAAAUCGAUACACUUUCCUACAGCGUCUGGCAAAAAUAGAAGCCUUGCCAGCCGCCAGAGCGGAACCAGACACAGGUAAAGGAUGGUAAAGCAUUAAAGAAUUAUAGCAGCACAGCCCAAGCAAUGGUGGCUGGCUGCCCCAUAAUUCAGGCACCACAUAUGACAGGAAUUUGGGCUUUGACUGGAGAAAUAGACAAUAUGUGAUAGUUUAGUUGAGUAAACAGGUGUAUCUAUAGUUUAAACCCUUGUAAAUGGACCAGGACUAAACUUGAACUACAGCUCCUAAUGUCACUGAGGAUUAGACCUUCUUAGAAGAUUAUAUAAAAGGUUAAAGUGCCUCGUGCUUCAGACUCUAUGCUUGUGUACAUCAAGAAACAUAGUGAACCCAACCUGUAACAGCAGAUAAUAUCUCUAAGACCUUUUUUAAUCGUUGUAGCUUAUAUACUUUUCCAACCUGAUCUAUGACUUAUGAGUUUUUAAAUUUGGCUUUAUUUUUACCACUUUUACCACACUGAUUUGUACUGCGACUGAUUUGCUCCGAGCCUCCUUUAGUUUACUCAUGACCUGCAGUUCACAGACCUGUUACUCUACUACAGUGUUGUGGAAAAAGUUGACUCGUUCAACUUUGAUUUUUCUAUUUUACAGGAGCACAUUGCAUUCGCAAAAGAAAAAAUGAGUACCCGUCCCUUGAUUAUGAUUUAGCAUCUCAUAAUUAUCAAACCUCUUUCUUUAAAUACAAGAGGUAUAUGCGCUAGGCUGAAUGUACAAACAAAUGCUUUAACUGGUUCAAAAUAGAGGAAGAACUUCGCAGAUCAGUCCAGCUUGUGGAGAAACAACUAGCUUAAGAAACAGAAGAAAACUAAAUACAUUUUGUGCUGUUUAGCAGCAUUAGCAAAUUUUCACCGUCAACAGCUGACAAGUUAGGUUGAAAAACUUAUUCUUAAAGCAACAAACAAAACUAAGAGAAUACCUUUGAUUUUGAUAAAGGAAAACUAAUGCCCAAGUUGCCGAAAACUGCAGUUCCUCAAGUGUCCACUCGAGGCUGCGUCCAAAAGCCAAUGACACCCCAUUGGAACCAACAUCAAAAUGCAAAUUUUCAAAGUAGAAAUUAACACGUUGACAUCUUGAUGGAAGAACAAUUUUUGUGUGAACAGAGCAUUUCUCUGCCUGUACACAUUGUUCAGGGUUUGAAUUGUUUUCAAUCAUCAGUUUUUUCGGAUAUCGAGAAUGUUAGCUUUUAACAAAUAUGCGUUAUUUGGGGCGUGGCUGAUUUCACUGACAUCCUGGUUUAUUUCAAAUGAUUUACAGGAAGUCUAAGACCUUCUUCAAACCUUACUCCGUGCUUCUUUUCUGAUUUGACCAAAUGUUAAGUUGAGUGAGCAAGUCCAAAUCGGUAAACUUCUUUGUUGGGCUUUAAAAAGCCUUUUCAUUAUUUGGCAUUGAGAUGUUAGAUCAAAAUCAACGUCCAAUCACAAGAAAACGUUUUUUCCUUGGUGAAUGCAAUGCACUGCUGUAGCUUUUUGUCCUUUUCUUUCUUAUUUUGGUUCAAUGGCUAAGCUCACCUUUGACCUUUAAGUUCACCCUCAUAUGCCCCCCCCUUCCCCAUUUAUGUUUCAGUUUAAAUCCCACCACCAUCUUCAAAACUUUCCCAAUAACCUUUUUUUAUUGGUUGACCUCUUAACCUCUUCAGUAACUGUGCAGUGAUUUGCUGUUGGCCUCCCUCAUUUUUACGUUUUAGUUUUUUAUUUUUUUGCCAAAGUUGUGAAGAAACAUGGAGCAUCCUCUUGCUAAUUUCCCAGCACCCUUUGAGAAAGAGACAGAGCUAGGAGGGGGACGGCGGGGACCGUGGUGGGGUGGAAAGUUUCAGUCUGAAAUGAGUCAGGCUAUUUGUCCAGACUGGUGACUCAUCAGGUUUAAUUUUAACAUCAGCACAAGGCUUUCUUUGGGGAGUGCUAACACCUAAAACUUUCUCCUUUUUAUCUCAAAAUAACUUUCCAGUCCUAAAAGUUUUGUAUGUUGGUAAAAAAGUCCAAUUUGCCUUUUUUAAACCGAGUUUAUUGAUGCUUAAGUGCAUGAUAAGAGAGAGUUCAACUUGAGGGAAUUGGCUUGGGAUUCUACACUGAAAAUAGCCCCUUUAAUGAGUGGGACUUAAUGAAAGGGACUUAAUGUGUCUAGUUGUUAUGAAAUCUGGCCGACUUCAGAUCUGCAAUUUGUAGAUUUUUGCAUUUUUGCUUGUGUUGCUCUGAAUCCUCUCUACAUCAGACAUUUUCUAAAAUACAGACCGCUUGAUCGAACACCUUACCAGUUGGAAUAGAAGCAUUAAUGUGAGUGUUUGUCUCUAUUUAUUUUUUAAAGUUUAGCUUAGAUUGGUCGUUAGCAUUGAGCAUGUUAGCGCUAUAUCCUGAGGGUCUAUCAGACUCAAAAAAAAACAAAUCAAUCUAAUACUAAUAGAUAAUAACCUUUCAAAAACUGUCAGCCCUUUUCAGUUUAGCCGCACAGCUAGCUUAUUUGUAGUUCUGUGUUUUUUGUCUCUAACUUAGCUAAUGUCGAUAGCAAAUGGCUAACAGCUAGCAUCGUGCUUGUGAGCUUUGCAUCUUCCCCAGGACCCCACAGCUAACCCACCAGCUCCUGUCUCUCUCUAACGCUUGUGGUUGAACCGCAUGCUUUGCAUCUGUCCCGGUGCGUUGGUGUGUUUGAGGUGCAUUUCAGUGUGUUCAGUCCUUUCUGUUUGUCAAAAAAUUAGGUUUCUCCAUUUUUCCCCUCACCUCACUUCUCUCCUUUUUAUUCCCUUUUUUGUCUGCUUUUCCUUUUUUUUUUAAUGGUGCAGUACUCCCAAAUGAGAGACGAGGUGUUUAAAUCUAACCUGGUUUGCGCCUUCAUCGUGCUAAUCUUCAUCACUACCAUCCAGAGCCUGCUUCCCUCUGCCAGGUAAAAAAAGGACAUAAACAUAUUUAACAUUUUAUAUGAUCUAGAUAAAAUUCUAUCCAGCUAGCUAAGCUAAGAUGUCUCAAAUUGGAGGUUUCCAAGUUUCUAGAUUUGAUAUUACGACAAAUGUUCUCCCAAAGGUUGGUCAUGGAUGUAGUAAGUAUGGUAAUAUAUAUAUUUUUUGCUGUUGUUACUACUUGGCGAUCUUUUGUGUUCCUAUAGGAUGGUGACCAUGGUGAUCCAGUUUUCAAUCCUCAUCAUCCUUCACUCCUGCCUGGUUCUAGUCACAACAGCAGAGGACUACAAGUGUCUGCCUCUGGUUUUGCGCAAAGCGUGUUGUUGGAUCAACGAGACCUACGCGGCUCGAAAUGUCAUCAUCUUUGUAUCUAUUCUUAUCAACUUCCUGGCAGCAAUGAUCAAUAUAGUGAGUCAGUUUUAAGAGCUUAUAUGUGAUGGCUAUGAUCUUACCUCAUGAAGAAAUUGGAGCGUCCUGAUGUUCUUUAUCUAAAAAUGACGACACUAGUUCAUCCUUCUUCUUUUAUAAACAAGAGAAGAGGGUUUUUUUGUGGCUUCUGCAAAUGACUGCUUGUUGACAAAUGUAUGAAGAUUGCCCUGAACCUGUACCAGUAAAUACCGUACUAAAAUCAUCCCUGUUGGUCUCUCACAGCUGUGGUGCGACUUCGACAAGUCCACCACGUUCAGGAACCAGACGUACAAUGCAUCGGCCUCCAUCCCGGACAUCUGCUUUUACCCUGAGGUACUAACUAAAUGAUGUGUCUGAAAUUUUGCAGUCAGGACCAUCUGUUGUGUUUUUCAUACUGGCUACAGCGGCGAAAUGAUGAAUUAAACAUUCUGGACAUCUGCUUGCACCCAGAGGGAGGUCUCGCCUCAGUUACCGACGACUGAUGGAGCCACAAGAACGUCACAGAGCCAACAUCCAUUAUGUUCAUUUGAUCAUACAAUAUGCAGCUGAUUGAUGAACUGAAUGAGGGAGCAGAAAUUUGUGGCUCUCAGCUUGGGGUUGAGUGUUUGCAAGUGUAAAUCACAACCUUUAUGUCCUCUGGAGGGUCAGGGGAGCUGGUGUGUUUGUAAUGGGAACUUAUUUCAGGUUUGUUAAAGGAAAUUUUGUUUUUCAGCAGUGAGAAAUCAAGACUGAAACACUGAAUGACACCAACUUAGGGAAACAUUGUUAAACCAGAAGCCUUUGACCCAUUUUGACCUUAAAUAUUCAUUAUUUUGUCUUUAGAAAGAGCUGUUUUUCUCACUUCACACACAAAGGUCAAUUCACUUGUCGGAAUGAAUAGAAACACACCUUUUCAAGCAUUUGCACAACGUCCCCUGUGACUGAGAGAGCUUUGUUUGUUUGGGAAAAUAAGCACUGAUGAUUUCAUUAUUGUUUUUACCAAUUUGGCACCUGAUAGCUACAAAGGAAUACUAGAAAAGCUGUGAUACAAACAGAGGGAAAAGACUCCAAUAGAUAGUGAAGUGGAGUACCAAUUAAGCUCAGAGCUGAAACUGAAACCCCCUCAUUUAGAGACUCGGUAGUUCAACUUCCAUUUCAUUUCUCUGUUUCAAGCUCUAUCCUGUCCUCUCUAUAGUUCUAUAAUGUCAUUAUAUUGAACUGCAGAAAUACGUAUCAUUCCCCUAACAACAUUAACUCGUUCCUCUUUGUUCUUGUGUCCAGUACUUUGUGUUCACAGGAGUGCUGGCGAUGGUGACGUGUGCAGUGUUUCUUCGGCUGAACUCAGUGUUGAAGUUAGCAGUGUUGCUGGUGAUGAUCGCCAUCUACUCCCUGCUUACUGAAGCUUUCUACACCUCGCUGUUUGUCCGCUAUGACACCGUCCACCACAACACAGAGUGAGUGUUUCCAGAGGGGGUUUAAAUCAUUUGUAAAAACUAAAGUAUUGGGGAAAAAUGUGAUAAGACAGCAGCAAGACAAAGUCCUACAGCUGUCUGUGCAGGUAUUUCAGAGAUCAAUCAACACUCUAUGUAAAAAUGGUAAAAAAUCAAAGUGCUAAAACCCCACUCAAAGGCGCAAAACACAAGCCCACCAAGUUAAUGAUCUAGAUAAGCUCUUGCAAUAGAUCUUUUUGGCUCUGUUCAUGACUAAUGUUAAUCAGAAAACACCGUACAGACUGCACGCUCAUGUGAAAUUGGACUCUACAGGCUUCACUACGUCCAAAAAACGUCAUCAGACACAUUAAAACUGAUCUCAAACCCUAUUGCAACAGUUACACCAUUUAAAACACUGGAUUGUUGUAAGGGCUGAGGCAUUAAUCUUAGAUUCUAGAACCUGGCAUUGAUCUUACAUUCUAGAAUGUAUCUUUGAUUUUAUGCCGAGGUCAGACUUCACUUUCUUUCCUUCUGUUACUGUGUUAGAUUUGGUGAUCUCAGAACAAAAUCAUGCAGUGGUUUGUUCAUGGACAACUUGGUUCCGCCUUCCGCUUAUAUACGAAUUUAAAGCCGAAAAGCUCUCGGCAAUUCUGCGUUAUUUCUCCAUUUCCUUAAACCAACAUUGUGCAGUAGCAUUGCACACAUUCAGCGGGAGAGUCGCAGAGAGUCGCUGUGAUGACGCCACGAGAGUUUGCUGUUCUCGGAGUGGCUUCACCCAGCGAGGAGGCAGACGCUGUCCAUUCUAUAUACAGUCUAUGGGUUUGACCAACAGACGACAGACUACACAGUGGUACACGACAAUAUCAAUCACAGACUGUAUAAUAACUAGACAUGGCAUCAGUGAUGUCACCUGUUUGUUUCUGAGGCAAACUUUCGAAACCGAUCAGCGGUAGUUAAACCUAAUUUUCGACAGCCUAUCAGAGGCGGGUCUUUAGCCCCCUCACUAAUAGCUACACUGUCAGUCAGGUUAGCUUUGGCUUUAAUCCACCAAUACUGUAACCUAAUAUCUUUGAAACGAACAUGUUUAACAAGGUAAAUUACAGUGGGUGCCGGUGGAGCCCUGAGUUAGUUAGACUGAGACUGUUUUGGUCUGCGGCCAUCAAGCGGGUACUCUGGGAACGGCAGUAUUUAGCACUGUUUCAUUGGCUUCAUUCCACUAGACCAGGAGUUGCUGCUUGGGUAAAAGUGAUCACCCAGCUCUGUUAUGUACUUGAUUUCCAAUCAAAGACCCGUCUGUUGUUGAUGCUUGCCCCAAAUGUAGGCAAACUGUGUUAAAAUAUUAUCUUAAAGACAAAGGGCUCAGCUCUGUAAGGAGGAAAUCAGAGGUAGUUGUUGUUCCUCUUCUUCUGAAUCUUCUCAUCUUGACCUUUCUCUCUUUUUUCUCAGAGGGCCAUAAAGAAAAUGAGUGUAACUCCCACCUGCACCCUUCAGAGCUUUAAUGGAAACCUUUGCUGCAAAGGGAUAUAAUUUUAACUCUCUCCCUGCUCUAUGCUUUUAUAUAUUGACGCUGUAAAGGUCAUGGUGCUAGCACUGAGAACACCUGCAAGAUGAGUUUUCUCACGGCCGCAACAUUUAUGUCCAGAAAAAAAGGUCAAAGAGGCUCCCUGAUGUCCCUGUCUUUGCAAGAAUCUAAAAAUUAGGGUGUAUUGAUUUGCUCCCUGGACUAUAGCUGUACACUCUUAGCUGUAAACGAUGUAAAAAAAAAAAAAUAGCACUUCAUGGGUUCAAUAAGUUGUAAAAAUGCACCGAAUAACAAUUUCAGGAUGAAGGUCAGUAACAACAAUGGACAGUGCCACUUAUCUGUACAGUGAGAAUUACACUCACAGUAUAAGCCAGUUGUCACUCACUAUUACAGCACCAGAGAGACAGAGACAGGAACAAAGACGCACUAAGUAACUCUCCUCUGACCCGUUUCUGUCCUCUUUUGAUUCCAACAGAAACUUUCUGGGGACCAAAGAGACGUCUUUACUCCUGAUGGCCAUGUUCCUCCUCGCUGUGUUCUACCACGGCCAACAGGUGAGAUCACACCAACAGCAAACUCUUCAUCACUAUUGAUUAAAAACUUGCAACCUUGUGGGUUCAGUACACUCAACCACAAUCAUGGGGAAGACUGCUGGCUUGACAGAUGGCCUUGGAUGAACAUGGACACCCUCCAUAAUGAGGGUGAGCCCCAGAAGGUCAUGCCAGAAAAGGGCUGGCUGUUCACAGAGUGCUGUAUCAAAGCAUGUUAACAGAAAGCUGACAGGAAGGGUAAAGUGUGGUAGAAAAGGUGCGCUUUAAGAGGAUUGUCAAACAAACCAAAGAGGGACUUCGAAGGAUUUCACAAGGAGUGGACUGAAGCUGGAGUUAGUCCAUGAAGAACCAAUACACUCAGACGUGUCCAGGAAAUGGGCUACAAGUGUUGUGUUCCUACUGUCAAGACACUCCUGAACCAGAGACAGAGCCAUAAGUCUCUCCUGGGCUAAGAUGAAAAAGACAUGGACUGUUGCUCAGUGGUUCAAAUGUCCAGUGUGAUGAUUCAGGGUGACAUAUCAUCUGAUGAUUUUUGUCCACUGAGUCUGAUCAAGGCGAAAGUCAACUCAGGCAAUUUUAGAGUACUUCUUGUUUCCAUCUGCUGACAAGCUAUACGGAGAUGCUAAUGUCCUUUUCCAGAAGGACUUGGCACCUGCCGACAACGCCAAAACUACAAGUGGUUUGCUGACCAGUGUAUUACUGUGCUAAAUUGGCCUGACCUCAAUGCAAGCUCUGCUAGCGAGCGCCGUCUGCAGCUGCCUGGACAGCUACCGCAUUGAUGUUGCAGAGACUAAUAAGAGUAAUUUAUGAAACAUGUGCCACGAUAAAAGGCGAUAAAGUGACCUGUUCAACAAAAACUCUGCUGUCACCACUCUAAGGAUGACCCGAUGUUUAUUCAAGUUAGAUUCCUCGCUUGAUCACAUUUCCUCUUCAUCUCCGCCCUAUCUUUUUUUGGCUUGCGAUUUUUUCCCACUUUUGGCAUCGGGGCAAGCAGAAGUGGGUUUUUUUUGCAUCCUUCUCCAUCACAGCUCCUGUAGCUAAGCUGCUACACUACUUUUAGCCGCUCAGAGUGGGAGGGGACGAGUCGGAACUACGGGAGAGAGGUGUGUCGAAUACAGAUACGAUCGAUAUAGAAACGAGGUUCAUAGUAAUUACCAUAAUAAUUACCAAUCUCUCCAAUUGUCAACCAUGCCUUUAAGAUAACCGAUUUUUGAUUUCCAGAUAUUUUCUUUUUUUUAAAUGCAUCUGCAAUUUUCUUAUCAUUUUAGAUUCCUUUAAGCAUGAUUAUGCAAGCUAAGAUCUCAUGCAGCCAAACACUUGAGCUGUACCAUGGGGCUUAAGUAUAAAAAAAUCACUGCAAUCACUGUAAUAGUAGAGGAAAUCAUCCUUAUGAGGUGCCCGUUAUUAUCUGACCCUGUGUGACGCUUCUUGAGAUACAUAGAGCCGCUGAGACACACCACUUCCUUUCAACAACUAAAACAAUAAAUGAGUCAUUUUUAUAAAGCAGCAGCUGAGGAAGACGCCAGAGGAAAACUGGUAUCACCAUGCUGCUCUCCAAGGAAACCUUUGAUCAUGGAGUUCACCGGCUCGACAGCAACAAGAGAUGGAGGGCAGACGAUCGUGAUUGAAGGUCCUUUGUAGCCUCAUGAAAGUAGAGAGCGGCCACAUUUGAAGUCAUCGGCUGGCAUAUUGAUUUUCCCAGGGUCAGUCUUAGACUUGUUUGUAAGGCCGAGACAAUAACAGCUCACAGCGGGUGUCUGCAGCUCUCACAGCUCUCUGUGAGAGAUGCAUCAGGCAAAGAGAGGAGACUACAAAUAAAGGAGAUGGUAAACUGUGUGCAGGGAGGUCCAAUGUGAUCCAGCUUCCGUUAAAGUACAAAGUUAUAAGUUUGAUUUGUUUGAAUUUAGUGUGAACUUUAUUAGCCCCAUUAGCUGUGGUUAACCUUUUUUUAUGGUAUGUUUCUGCGUAUAUCCAAAACUGUGCAUGAUGGAGAACUUGUUGAUGGCCUUGGUCAAGUGUGUUUGACCCCAGCAGGACUGAAGUGAUGCUAGUUUGUUAGAGGAAAGCAAUGUGGGUAUCCUUAUUUGAGCAUUCUGAGAUUAACACCGUACUGUAUCAUGAUGCGAAAAAACAGGUAAUGACAGUAAAGUCUGAUCACUAGGGUUGGGUAUUGUUUGAUUUGAUUCCAAUUCCGGUUCUCUCUCUCUCUCUUUGUCCUGUUUGUGUUCGGCGGCUUCUUCUUCAUUGGUGUUAAGCAGCGUCUUCUUCGUUGGUGUUCAGCGGCUAUUUCUUCCGGUCUGUGUACUCCGGCGUCGAAACUUGGAAUCAAAAAUUUUCAAUUUGAAUGGUUCCAGGUAAAUUGGAAUGUUAGUUCCAGUCCCCAUUGAUGCUCGAGACUCGAUGCCCAACCCUACUGAUCUCAUUGCCUACCAUGAAUGUAGUGUAAUUCCAGAGUUUGAGCUCUAAUCGGAUCAGAUUACCUUUGAACAACCACAGUACCUCAAGUGUCCACUAGAACAGUGGGUCUUAACUGGUGGUUCCUGACCCAAAAGUGGGUUGCGGAGACGUUCUGGAUGAGUUGCAAACAGCAGGUCAAAAAAGUAAAUCAGCGCAUCCAAUGUUUGACAUGUUUGACUUGUUUUGAAAGAGACACAUACACAUGCAGCGGCCUAAGCUUGGUGGGCAAGGUAACUACCAUACAACACGGGCUAUUUAAAAUGUGCAUUUUGGUUCACUGAGGAUGAUAAGGGCAAAAAAAACCCAGUGUGUAAUAUGUAGCCAGGUGUUUGCAAAUGAGCAUGAGAAGCUCCAUUUGGGAACAAAACAUCCCACAUAUAAAAACAAGCCAGUGGCACUUUUUCAGAGACAACUCCAGAAGCUGCAGACUUGAAAUGCUCUGAAAUGCACUUUACUCAAUCAAACCGGUGUAUUUGUGUUAAAGAUUUGAGUCUAUAAAGGUUUUUUUUUUUAUAAAAAAAUAAAUUUGUGUGGUUUGAAUUCUAUAAAAGUGGGUCGCGACUUAAGGACCAUGGGAAAAUGUGGGUCCCAGAGUGAGACCAGUUGAAAACCACUGCACUAGCAGGCUGUCUCCAAGAGUGAGUCAACCUCCAUUGAGCUUCAUGUUGCAAAGUCAAGCUUUGUUCAAGUCUGAAGAAAUCGUGACUCAUAAAAGGAGCAGGUGGACGUAUGAAUUGAUGUAGUUCAGCUCCAUUAAUGUUAACCAUCAGUUAAAGUAACGAUUGACGUAAGAUCAUUUCGCCAAAUUCUCCGUCAUAGUGGCAAAGACAUGAUGAAAGAUAUGAGUUGACUAAAAAUACUGGCAGAAAAAGGCAGCAAAGAAAUCCCUGAGAGCUGAACCUGAAUGCCAAGUCUCGGUUGGAGCUCUUUGGUCGAUGGUUAAGGUUUUGAAGAACAGCAUAGGCCUCCGCCUUUGAGCGAAGAUCCAACAGAAAGAUCUUCUAACAAAGUCACUCUGAAUCAGCAAACCCAGGAAUAACGAAGCAGCUCCUCCCUAAACAAGUCUUUCCUCCCCUUUGUUGCUGAGCACUAUGAUCUGUUGUAGAGAAAAAACACGUAAAGGGUGUGAAAACCGGAGUUAGUGCCUUUCUCAGAGACUCUUUUAAGCGAUUUCAUUGUGUCGGGAAGAAGAGCGCAUUAAAGCAGAGAGACGGAGGAGACUCACUCUUUUAUCCUGCUCGGCUUUUCUUAUUAUACGCUCUCAUUCAGCGCUCGUUAAAUGUGGAAAAACAACAUUUACACACAUUUUCCGACCACAUUGUGUUUCUGCUGCAAGUACACAACUUAUUAUGAGAGCCUGGGCAAUCUUUGAUAACCGAUACAAAAGAGGAGACGGAUGGAUGAUUACAGAGCAAUUUUAAACUCACAGGGAUGAAGACUCUCUUUAACUGAAUCAUUUUGUAUUUGAAUAUUGAGUCAAACAGUUUUUCCCUCUAUUAUCCUCAGUAUUUGGCGAUGCAGUGUUGAUAUCUGUUUCUAACCUCAGUCUUUUGCAUAAUGAAAGGAAAGUGGCAGAACAGAGAGGCCGGACAAAGUUGUUCUUUGCAACCAAAGUGAGAAAAAUUAGGAUAUUUGUACUUUUUCUCCUAUCUUGUCACGAUCUUUUUAGUCGAGUUCGCUCAGUCUUUCAUUCACUCACCGAAGUCUGCCAUGAUCUUGCUCUCGCAACUUUGUUUUUGCACCGUCACAGGUCACGCAAAGUCAUGCCAACACAGCAGGUCCUUGGACUGCCAAAUUCUCAUGAGUGUCACGUCUACACCGGACACGGAAAACAUUUACAUGCAUCAUCAACGUGUUUUUGGAUGCCUGAAUGUUUUGUGUUCGCAUCUUGUGCCAUAUCAUGUUUAUCCGGGUUUUGAUAAAAAAAUCAAGAAGUGUUGAAUAGCUCAGGGUAGCUACAUCGUCACAGUGUUUGUCCUCCAUUUUCCAGAAAAAUGACCUUGCUCUGGAACUGAUUUUAAGGUUUUGCAGCCCUGCACCUGUUUUUCUCUCUUCACUUUGUGGAGACCGCACUAUAGGACCAUGAUCGCCAUAGAAACGAGGUUCAUAAUAAUUACCAACCUCUCCAAUCGUCAACCAUGCCUUUAAGUAGUUUUAGUUGUAAUGUGUCGUGGCCUAAAGUCACUUCAUUCACACAAAGAACUCUCUAAAUCGAUCUUUGGGUCAUUCGCAUCCCCCAACAAAGACUUGCAUCCAAUCAGGUCUUUACUUUGACUUGAUGUGUCAUUCACUUGCAGGAAUGGUUGAAUUUGUAACUGCUGUGAACACAACACAAAAGAUUUAUGUUGCUGAUAAGAAGUGAAAAGCGGAGCUGAAACUGACAUGCUUUAAAUAAUCCACGAAUAUAUAUAUUAUAUUUAGAACUGACCCUCGAUACCUAAGCCUCGAAGACCGGGCUUGUGUGUUAGACACCACCUACUUUUAAGACGGCACUAAAGAGUUAAAUAUGAGUUUUAUCCACUGAGUUUUACAGGAGCCCAGAUGCACAACUUUAUGGUGUUUAAGUGUAAAUUACCCUCAGAAAAGCAGCAAAGGGGAAGCGGAGAGACUUUAUGACUUCGACUCUUUUUUCCCAGACUUUAAUGUGGAGUUUUCUUCUGUGUUUAUUAUCCUCAUAUAUUUACACUGACUGUAAAACAGGAACAUGGCUCUCGUUAACCUGAUUAUACGGCGAGAGAGAUGACAGAGGCUCUAAUUCUGCUUUAUUAGGACUGUUUUUUUCCCGUCCCUUUCUGAGGGGUAUCAUAAGCUGUUUUAAAUCAAAGCGUCACCCCGCUUUACACCGAGAGGUCAUGUGGGUUAACUUCUGUUAUUUCACCGUGCACUGUCUCAUUAUUCUCCCUCCAAACCGGCCCUGCGGGACUCCCAUUUUAAUUAGAAACACCGAAGAUUAAACUGAAGUUAGUAUUCACUCAUGUGAUUAAGGGACUAAUUGAUACCAGGACUAAUCACGAGAACGGCUUCACCAAUCACAGAGGCUCCGAAGUCCUUACAGGCUUAUCUUUCUUGCCCCUCAAAAAAUUAAUUUUUAGUAUCUAUGGUUUUUCCUCCCACCCUUUAUUCCACUAAUGAAACAGUGCCGACUUUAGCGGGACUCUAAUGUAUUUCAGUGACUUUGCAUUAAUUGUGCAAACACAAAAGCAAUUUGCGUUUCCUGUCGGAAUAAUGGCGCUGCUCCUCAGACUGAUCACACUCUUGUGCGCUCCCUAAUUGAUCCAACUAUUACCAGCCUAAUUUACCAAGCACAAAAACUACACAGUCGACUACAAAAACAGCAGGAAAUAGAAAUGAUUGUCAGAGUUUGAAGGUCGCCUGGUGACAUGAGGAAGGAGCUCAAACGACGGAACACAAAAAUAUGAAGUUUGCAGUUUUAACCCUUAGAACUCCCAGAUAUAUUUUGCCAUAUUUAGUCUGCCUGUUUUUUUUGUUUUGCAGAAAUCUAUGUAGCAACUCUAUCCUUUCAAGCACAGUUAGUUUAUGGGUGCAGAAAUUAUGUAAAAUGAAUGUGACAGUAGAUUCAGAACCAUCAAAGUCAACCAAAAAACAAAAACGGAAAUUGAUCCCAACAGAACUUUGCUCAAAAAACACAUAAAUCUACAGUGACCAAGCCUUUUCUCACCUGCACAUCAUUCUCUCAAGUCUUGGCUAUCAGGAGAAGAAAUAUUGGGAUUGGAACAAACACACUAAACACACUAUUGACAUAUUUACACUCAUUCUUCCAGGCGUUUUUUUUACUAUUUAGUUGUUUAUUCCACUCCUUGAAGCAGUUCCUGUCUGGAAUGAGACCGAGGACCACAUCAUACUGCUCAGAAUCUCUUCUUUGCUUGUUUCUAAACAUUGAGGACCAAUAUUUCUGAUUUUGUAGACAAGCAGAGAACUUUCUUGUCUCUUGUUGAUCUUUGGUUGCCUCUUAUUGGACACUACCAUCAAGGGAACAAUAGAAGAAGAGUACGAGACCAUGUAAUUGGUCGAAAGUUUGACAGAAUAAGACGUCAUCAAAACAGCUUGUCAAACCUGGAAGACAUUAGCAGCAUUAAUCGAUAGCGAUCUGUUUUUAUCACAACAAUAUGAUAAAUAAUCCUGUUUUCACCGGUAUAUCACCGCGGAUUUACCAUCAAACGUCUCUGAUCAAACACCUAUUUUUGUGGCUGGAUUGUAAACCUUGUGGCAGGUGUAGAAAUGACAGGAAACCCUCGAUAGAUCGCCAAAAGGGUAAGUUUUUGAAGACUUUUCAUCCCAUAGAGAUACACGGUAUCGUUCCUGAGAAACUGUAAACAAUAGUAGUGGUGUCACGCAAGUCCCCCUGUGGUGUCCGUUUUUUGAUUUCCUCACUCUUGACUCACUUUGUGUGAUUUCUGUGUUUCUCUCACCUGUAGCUGGAGUACACGGCCCGGCUGGACUUCCUGUGGCGUGUCCAGGCCAAAGAGGAGAUCAACGAAAUGAAGGAGCUGCGAGAACACAACGAGAACAUGCUGAGGAACAUCCUGCCGAGUCACGUGGCCAGACACUUCCUGGAGAAGGACCGAGACAACGAGGUGAAACUUUGAUAUAGAGACACAGUUUAGUGGAUUCUGGUUAAACUGGCAUUUGGAGCAUCAUCUGGAGCGUUUCCAAAGCUUUUGGAACUACCAGUUAUUCAGCCCCCAAAAUGGGUAAAAAUGAGGCCUUGGUUUGUAAUUACCCCUGCAGAUGUUUAACUGAUUGUAGACUAAACUGGUAAAUUAUCACCAACUCAUCUGCACGUUUCACCUCAUUUAUCGCCACAGAUCCCGCUCUGAAAUUAGUCCCCUUCUUUUUUAAAAUAUGAAAGAACUCUCGGUAAUUGCUUUUCACACAGCUGCACAGAGAAACGAACACAGAGGGUCAAUUUAUCCAGUUUGGAAGCUUUUUUGGUCGCGUGCGUUUGAUUUAAUUCUAAUAAUAUGCUGUCAGCCGGCGGCACUGAUUUGUCUCUCCAUCAGCAGUGACUCAGCUGCCCCGACGCUGCAGACAGUCACAUUCUGCAAAAAUUCUCUUUGUGUCCCCCCUUAUCUCCACUGGCCUUUUCCUUUUGUACUCUAAAUUGCUCUGAAUAGCACACUCGACAUGUGUCAGUGUUCCCACAUGAACAAGAGGGAUAUGAGGGAAGCUAGAGCAUGUUUGAACAUGUUUUAAACCAGUUAUCACAUUUAACGUUAAAUUGUGACUGGACUUUCAGCAAAAUCUGAGCAGAGUACUUUGGAUCCUUGACCGUGCUUUAUUUAUAAAGCCAUGAAUGGUGAUCUAUCCGUUGCUUUCCAUGUAUUUAUGCUAUGAUUGGUCAUGAGCCAGGGUUCAACAAAAGGGAAAAGGACCCAAGUGCAGAUUCAAAAAAUGAUUUAUUAAGAAGAACUAAAUGAAAAGCAACAAAAAAACGUACUUGAACAUAUCCAACUGAAAAACCCAAAAGGCAAAAUCCAACAAAAGUCACUGAGGGGAAAAACCACAAGGAGACAACUGGAGACACAAGCAUCAAUGUCCGACACCCAAUGAACCAACAAAGACAGAAGGGAAGACAGGGACUAUAUACACACUGGGAAACGAGCAACAGGUGAACUCAUGGGUGAUUAACUAAGGUGGGAGAACUAGGGAAGUAAAACCAGACUAUGCGGACGCUUAACCGAUCAGUCGUGGUGAAGAAAGAGCUGAGCCGUAAGGCAAAACUCUCGAUUUACCAGUCGAUCUACAUGCCGACUCUCAUUUAUGGCCAUGAACUUAAUGUAAUGACCGAAAGAACAACAUCGCAGAUACAAGCGGCUGAAAUGGGUUUCCUUCGCAGGGUGUCCGGGCUCAGCCUUAGAGAUAGGGUAAGGAGCUCGGACACUCGGGAGGCGCACAGAGAAGAACCGCUGCUCCUCUACGUCGAGAGGAGUCAGCUGAGAUGGCUGGGUCAUCAGGUUAGGAUGCCUUCUGGACGCCUCCCGUCAGAGGUGUUCUAGACAUGCCCCACCGGGAGGAGACCUCGUGGCCGGCCCAGGACCAGGAGGAGGGAUUAUAUCUCUCGCCUGGCCUGGGAGCGCCCGGGAAUCCCCCCUGGCGGAGCUGGUGGAAGUGGCCGGGGUGAGUGCCGUCUGGGCUUCCCUGCUGAAGCUGCUGCCCUCGUGAGUUUAGGGUCCUGUUUGCCACCCCAGCAGAUUGGAGGGCGUGGCCUGAUUUGGGGCUUGUUGUCACUGAUUGUUUAACCAAAUAAUCCUGAAGUGUGUGGCAUCAGUGGAACUGUCAUACUGCUGUUCACAUGACUGAGUCCGAUUAAAACUGGUUUGGACCUCAAAGUUGUCUCGCCUAAACACAGAUGAUAAUGCAGAGUUGGGAGCAUUUCAGACAUAGUUUUUUACAGGCUCAUCUCCAACUUUUUAUGGGUUUCCUGAUAAACAGAAGUGAAGCUGAGUCCUCUUUUCCAAAAUCAAUGGACGACAUCACUGAGACUGCAUUAUCGUCAAACAUAGUAAAUGGUGGAGCAGGAGUCUGACUUCCUUUCUGGUUAAUAUUAGUAUUUUUUAAUCAUAUGGUUUUAACAGUUUCUCCAUCUUCUCAGCAUGAUUCACAAUUUUUUCUGCUGAUUUUAAGAUUUGAAAUGAAGUAUCUCUGUCUUGAUUGUCUUGUCCAAAACUUCUUGCAAUCCUAAAACUUGAUUUUUCGUGAAAGCGUUCACCCCGAGGUGAAGAUUCUAGUUAAACAGACCAAGAAACUCUCUUAAAUCCUGUUCAAACUGCAGAAAAUGAAAAAAACUGUCAAAUCAAAGGCUGAUUAACAUCAUUUUUAAUCUGAAAAUGACUUUGGGUUGAAUCUAUUAAAAAACCAAUCAGCAGGGGCUCAGUCAAUUUCGCUAUCGUCUUUCUUGGUGUAAUUUUUAGGGGGGGGAAAAAGUGACAUGAAAACGGCUUCUCCUUUUUUUCUGCCCCAGUUGAUUUUCCUCAUCCACCAGUUUAGUAAUGGCUGAUUGUACUGGUGGGCAAGCAGAACAGUUAUCGCACACCAGAGUCAAAUCACUUCAUUGUCCUCGUCUCUCCUCAUUGGACUCCUUCAUUAUCCAAACCUCCGAUCUUCCGUCGCCCCCCGAACAAAAAGGCGAGCCGCGGAUGAAUUAUGAAUGUCAGGAGAGGAGAGCUGAUAUCAUUCUGCUGCUAAUUAAAAAGGACACGAUUAGAAAUGCAUCCAUCAGGAAAGGUUGGGUCCUAAUCACUUGUUACAUUAUUAAUCAGCCUGUUUAUUGUUCCCUGAUUUAGUAGCUGGAGUAUUGGGUCAUUUAUGGGCUCCACUGAGGGGUCGAACAUCUUUGGAAUUAAUCAGGUGACAAAUAGAUGUCAGUCAUGAACUCCAGUUUUUGUUUAUGUCUGAAGAUGUCGCUCAUGACUACUCCAGUUGUAAUUUAAACGAUGCUUAACAAUAAUGACAUAAUUACAGGUGUUUCUUCCCUGAUUGUGAUACUUAUUUUCUUUGCUAUAUUUAAGAAAUCUCUACAAGUUCGAUUUCUGACUGUGAGAGAUAAUAGGAAUUGGUUUGGAAACAACACAGAGCCGUACAGGAUCAUUCAGAGUCUAUAGAUAAGCAUGUGAGAUUUAAGUCACAGCUAGUUAAGCUGCAAAAAAUUCGUAGCAAAAUUUAGGGUCUUUUGUUUAAUAAUCAGGAAGUUUUUACCCUGAGUCUGAUUAAACUUUCUCUUCUCCCGAAAAAACAAGAUGCUGACUAAAAACCAAAUUGAGGAAAAAAAAAAAAAAAAAACAGAAUAAAGUGGUUUCAGGUUGGAAAAGAAAGUGUUAAUAGCUUGAACUACCUCUGCUGAGGCUUCAGGGGCUGCAAGCUGAGCUGCCACAUCCUUGUUUGUUUGGUGUUCGGCUUAUUUUAGUUGUCACCAUUCUUUAAAGCUACAAAAACACCCUGUUGGACAUCUUCAUGUAACAAAUCUGUUACUUGGACUUCUUUCUCUGGGACUUGAGGAGCUGUAAUGUUGCUUUUAGAAGAACUCUAAGAAAAUGAGUAUCAGCUGUGGAUAUGUCUCAACUGUAGAGCCAAUUCUGCAUCUAUGUUUACAUUUGAGACGGUGUCCUACAGCGGAAAAAGUCUCAAACUGUAUGUUAAAGAAGCAGGACCUGCAGGAUGAGCCCUGCUUAAAUCUCUGAAGACUCGGAGAAGAACCAGAAAAUUAGAUGAGUUUGACUUUUCCCAACUUUCACUUUGAUGCACUGACAUUUGACUGAGCUCAUUAAGUGUGCAUAAUGUCAGUGGGGAUGUCACAAUGAUGUCAGGGGCUCACUUUCACGAGUGAGUAAUUACAGUAAAAAGCCAUGCAGAAUACAGAAUAGGCAAGAGAGAGAGAGAGAGACAGAAGGAGACAGAGAGAGACGUGACUCCUUAAUAAUGGAUGUGAAAUGUUUAACAACGCUGGACAUGAAGUCUGUUAUUAAAAUGCUUACAUAAUGACAUGAUAAAUUACUGCAUGUGACAACAUUAGUAUGUGAGGACAUGCCGCUUCAUGUCAUCAGCUGCUCUGCUCCUUUAUGUGUCCACAUUGACCCCUAGUGGUAAAGAUAGUGUAGUGCAGCAGCCAUACAACCUACUGCAUCAUGAGAUAAAGACUGUGAGGUUUCAGUGUUCCUGAGCGAGACUCUCAACAAUCUUCAAAACAAAUGCAACUGCUUUACUAUCACGAUUUCCAAAAAGUCAGGAUCCUCAAAACUUUGUUCAAAACGGAGAAACGAUUCAACUCUUCUUUCAACAAAACCUCCUGAUGUUUGACAAUCAAGGGGACCAGUUUCCUGAGUCCCUGAAGGGAAAUGUUUGCCCCUUAAUUAAGUCUUUUUUAACAGAGCUCAGGCACAAAGAAGUCUUAGGUGUCUCUGGAUCAUGUUUUCAUGUGGUUUCCUCUUUGGACGGUACAGUUUUUAUCUGCAUUUGUAGUUCUAGCAACAUAUUUUUGUUCACAGACUAUGGUUUUUGGUGGUAAUUUUGGACCCCUGCAGUAAUUUCCACCACAGAGUGGAUUCAACAGAGUGCUACCUGGAGGCCCAAAGAUCACAGCCAUUUUCUCUAGCCCUGCUUUGAUUUUCUUAUAAUGUAUACUGAAUACUGUUACAGGUUUUUCAUUUCAACAAAAUAUCUCAAUAACCUUGCUUCUAAGUCGUUUACAUCUUGCAUUGAGAGGACAGCCCUCAGAAUACAGGCGUUUCCCUCGUUUUGUUCAGUCCUCACUAGUAGAAACGUUCAUCUCUAAAGUAUAUGUUCAUAAACAUGAGGAAAACCUGCUGCUUGAAUUGUUUUUAGAUCUGUUAUUAUGAUUACAACAACAGACUGUAGUCCUUCAGUUUUUUGUUUUGUUUUGUUUUUUCAUUUCUAUACUUUUCCAAACUGACCUGGAAACAAUUCACAUUAAAUUCCAUAUCAGUCAUACUAAAAAGGAACCAGAACAAAUACUGGAAAUAACAAUAACAUUUAAAAAUAAAUCAUACCUGCCAGCAUUUGGGUUAUAAAAUCCGGGAGAUUUGUACGAUGCACGUCAGGCAGUUUUGGGGGUUACCUUGACAUUAAAUCAGUAGCCUCUAACGUUAGCUGCCGUCGUUAUUUAUAAUUUUAUAGCUACGCUUUGUGACACAUCGUGCAUAUUUUAUUGCAUAAAGACUAUCUGGACGAACAUCUACCCGUCCCGUGGCAUGUAGCCUUCCAAAGGGCAGUAUUUUAGUCGCAUUAGGCGAGCCUACAGCCCUGAUGUCAAGUGUUCGGGGUUUUCGCUUCAACUACAGCGCUAAGAGAUGCACACCUUCAUGCUAACAGUGAACUCAAAUAUCAGGGGACGUUGGUGUUACAAUGCUGCGUUAGAGUUACCUCGGAAAUCAGAAGUCCCAGCUGAAAAUGACGUGACACCCGAGUUACCAGCGGUUCCGUUACAAAGUCGGAAAAAGCAAAAUCGGAGGCCUGAAACAAGACGGCUAAACAUACAAAGGUUAUGUUAGCGCUUGAUUUAUAUUCGGACAAGGUACGUUAAGAGAACUUUCGUCGAUGUAGCCAUCUUGUUUCCACCUCCGAUAUCUGACUUCCGAGGUUCCUCAAAUGCACCAUAUGCAACACAGGUUGAAGAAUGAUCGCUUCCCGCGCUGAGCGACGUUGCUAUUUUUAGCUCUCUUUCUGUAUAACACGCUCAAGUCCAUCAACAACACACUUAAAACUCGCGCUAUGUUUUAUUUUAACAUUGUUUAGAUGUAAGAGUAUACAUUUUGUGGAUUUUACAGUGUACAAACCUGGAAAAACACAGGAGGAAAGUUGGAGAAGAUGGAGACCCGAGUCAUUCAUUUUCCCUCCCGAAUUUUCUCUGAUGAGGAGGCGGUCCCUCAAGAAAGUCAUCCGGGCACAACUCACCCUGGCUCAUUAAUUCCCCUUUUUCUUCUUCUUCUCCUUAAUGGAGUUUAUUAGCGGUUGGGAAACUAUCUUGAAUGCGCAUUAACACCAUCUACUGGACUGGAGUGUGGGGCAGUAAAUUGGCAGAAAAAAUAGAUACAAAAAAUAAAUAAAAUAAAAUAAAUAAAAAUAAGGAAAUUAGAUCAUCUCCAUUAGCCCUGUAUUUUUCAAAUAUGUCAUUAAAUGCUUGAGCAUAACUUCUGACUCUGCUCAAGGUUCAAGGUAACUUUAUUGAUACCCUUAGGUAGAUUUGUUUUGCAGUCUGGAAAGAGGCACAGACCACAGACCAAAGACAUUGACAGGUACAUCACUGAGGUAGAGCUGAAAUAAUAUAUUGUUUUAAUGGUGGGACAGUGUCAACAGGUAGAGCUGAGAUCAUAUAUUGUUUUAAAUGGUGAGACUUUCUGAUCCUUUCUGAUUGGUUGAAAUUGCUCGUCCGACAUCACUCUUGCUGUUUCGUGUAACUUGCUGUUGUGAUGUGGUUUUGACCAAUCAGAAUAAAGUAUGUAACAUCCAUGGGUUAUCAAAAAGAUGAAAAUCAAACCUUCACAUUCACAAACACAUGUUUAAAAUGAAAAUUUGUAAGUGGGGUACUAUUUUAGCAUCUGUUAAACUAAAUUAGGACCAAACAUUUAAAAUCUUGGAGGUUAAAUAAAUCAUAUGUGAACCAAAGAUUGUGCCAAACUGAAAUACUUUAACACAUUCUUUCAGCAGAGAAAUAAUAAAUGUUCAAUCUGUGGUUUCUGUCUCUACAGGAGCUGUACUCACAGUCCUACGACGCCGUGGGCGUCAUGUUUGCAUCCAUUCCCGGUUUCGCUGACUUCUACUCGCAGACUGAGAUGAAUAACCAGGGAGUCGAGUGCCUGAGGCUCCUCAACGAAAUUAUUGCAGACUUUGACGAGGUGAGGCUGCAGACUUUGAAGUGCACCCGACACUACUUCAGUUCAACUUUUCGACAUGCAGCAGACCGUGUCUGGCUCCUUCAGCCUCUUUCAUUUUUGAUUAAAACCUCCAUCGUAUCCCCUGAAACACUUCAAACCAGAUUGAUGCAAAAGCAGAAAUAACAAUAGGGCCUGUGUCUGUGUGGUAUCAGGAGGCAGUUACUUCAGAUAAACACUCCAUGCACAGAGAUAAUGGACACUUCUCCUAUGAGGUACGCUGUUAAGACGUUCCCAGGUUCAACCUUUUUCAUGUAUAAAGUUCUCUCUCGAGAUUCAGCAGAUAAUCUUUUAAUCUUCUCUGAGAAAUUUGAAUGUCUGGACUGUGGCUGGUUGGGGAAGGAUUUCCUCAAAAUGUGUCAUCUUUCUUUGAAAGUUUUCUGAUAAUUCAAGCGUGGGGUAACAGAUCAGCGUUCAAUAAAACAUCAGUGAACACAGUUUUUCUGGAAAAAUGUAAAACUGUAAGGCUUUACAUGAAAGGUAGAAAUAGCCUCCAAGUUAGAAAAGUGGCGCCAGUUCAUAACUGUCCGCACUUGCAUUUAGUUUAGCAACCAGCAGGGGGCGACUCCAGUGGCUGCUACAAAGAAUUGCAUAUACUGUAGAUGUCUAUUUGAGACUGACCCCCAAUUUUUAAAUUGGGGGUAAGGCCCUAUGCAGAUGACUACAUGCUUCUAAAUGACUUGACUUGUAGACUUUAUAAUACAUUGAUGUAGUGUCAGUGACGUCACUUUUUGUUUGAGGAGUUUUGAAGCCUAUUAGCAGCGAUUUCCAUAUUGGUAAUGCUAACUCAACCUAACUUUCAGUUGCUGUUUUACUUCAGCUUCCCGUCCACGUUUAAACAUGAUUUUUCCUGUCCACAAGCCCAUUCUGAAAUUAUUUACUGAGGAACAAUCCUGUCAUCGGUUUCAUACAAUCAGACUUCUUUUAGCAGCCAGUGGAGUCGCCCCCUGCUGGUCACUGGUUUAAGAUUCUACUUUGCAUUUACACUUUGUACUGUCCUUGGUGUCUGCAGGAAAACAAUCCAACUAGAAAGCAAAAAGGUAUAUCCUUGAAACUCAGUCAAAACACCUCAAAAAGACAAGAAUAGAGUCAGGAGAAGUACUAAAAUAACUCUGGAGAAGAUAGACGUCAGAUGCAGCAAAGGUUUCUUCUAUUCCAGCAAACAAAAACGGGAGACGUCUCUGAGUAAACCAUGAGUCAUCUCCAGGGAAGGCUGAAAAAUACUGUCUUGAAGGUGGAGUUUGACUAUGGGUGUAUUGAUUAGUGGAUCACAUCACAAUAUAACAUUACUACAUGAAAAACAAAUCAUUAUUUUUAGUAUAUUUUGUCAGGACUGUAAGAUUAAACCUUCUUGAAACUCUCCUCAUGUUUACAGAAAGAAUGAAUCAGCAAAACAAAACAAACCCUGUCUUAUUCAACUCCCAUUUCACCCUCACUUAUCUGCUUCUCAGGUUCAUGUUCAAACCCUCCCCACUCAGACACAAAGAGUCUUUCUGCAUCUAAUUUUUUUAAUGUUCAUAUCAUUUUUUUUUACUAUAUUAUAUGGAUUAAAACCAAACUCCAAUCCAGUAUGAGCAAAAUAAAAGACAAGCCUACUUACAAUUUUACCCCAUAGGCCUACUCGUGGUAGUGUCAGUCAAGAAUCUGUUCAAUUCAGGUCAGCUGCAGCAGCUACAGCUCCAGUUCUCAUGGGGAAACACUCCUCUGUCCGGCAUGUCCUUGAAACGGGAGGAAGACUCUCAAAACGCCACCAAACAGACUUUAAAUCAUAUGAAAGAAGACCCUACUGUCAGUCAGAUUAAGGACAGGCAAAACAAGGGAACAAAGAUGACAUUCUGUUUUAUUUGUCUUCUAUCUUGUUUUCUGUGGCCUAGAAUCCUAAAUUCUUCCACUCAGUGCUUCUCAGAUGUUUUUGUGUCCUGAUUGUCCACUCAUGAUGGCUCUGACUACCUUGAUUUUUGUAGAGAAUCAUUGCUGAAUUAAUUUACCGAGGUCAAGAGUGCUAUUCAAUGCUCAGGAUACGAUGAAACUACCUCCCCUGUCUUUUUUUAAAUGAACUAUUGCUGAUUUCUCUUAGUUGCACCAUGAAUAAGCGAUUUUGUGCGUGUAAGAAUAAAAUAUAAGUACUUGAAACAGCCUGUCAGUAAUCCUCCAUGCUUUAGGCUCAGUAUGAGUUAGCAGGCUCGCUGAAGUUUCCCAAAACUCUGGCACAUCCUGCGUCCCUGUGGACAAACUGAAGUCUACAGGAACUUUACUUUUUGACAGAAAAUGUCAGAGUCUCCUAAUAAGAGCAGAGGCAGACGGACAGACACGCACCAGCUGAGCUUUCUGCCGCCUCGGGCCACAGCCACCAACUUUCUCAUUCUUCACACUUUUCCUCAAACACCAGCAGACUCCUCUUUUCUUUACCCGAGGACAGGAGAGACAUGGCAGAGUGAGUCAGGAUAUUAGCGGCACAGAAUCGGAUCAGAAUGACACUUUUUCAAGAUAGGAUCCGCAACACAAACACAAUAACCAUAAAGUGAAGCUGAAGUUUUUAAAUCAAACACUUUAUGUUAAACAUCUCUCCUUGUGUUUCUCGUCACAGUUGCUUGGUGAGGAACGUUUCCAGGACAUCGAGAAGAUCAAGACGAUCGGCAGCACCUACAUGGCCGUCUCUGGGCUGUCUCCUGAGAAACAGGUAAGAUUCAUCUGGCUUUGUCUGACUCAUACCUGUGCCGAUGCCGGUGACUCACCGUGUGAUUGAACCUUCAUGCAGGACCUGAUUAAUGUUUGCAAUACCGGGGGAGUUUAAUUUGGAGCUUUUCUGCAGUUAUAUCUGCUCCGAUUACACUCUCAAGUCACAAGCAGUAAAAACAUAAUAUCAGAAUCAGAAUCAUCAGAAUACUUUACUUAUCACCGGGGGGGAAGUCUAGGAAAAACAGUAAGAACAACCUAUUGGAAUUCUGGCUUUGAUCUUGGAAUUCCAGCUUUGAUCUUGGAGUUCCGGCUUUGAUCUUGGAAUUCUAAUAUUUAACUUGAAAUUCUGACUAUAAUCUUGAAAUUCCGGCUUUUAUCUUGGAAUUCUGGCUUUGAUCUUGGAAUUCUAACAUUUAUCUUGAAAUUCUGACUGUAAUCUUGGAAUUCCGGCUUUUAUCUUGGAAUUCUGACUAUAAUCUUGGAAUUCCGGCUUUUAUCUUGGAAUUCUGGCUUUGAUCUUGGAAUUCUGGCUUUUAUCUUGGAAUUCUAACAUUUAUCUUGGAAUUCUAACAUUUAUCCUGAAAUUCUGACUAUAAUCUUGGACUUCCGGCUUUUAUCUUGGAAUUCUGAAAAACCCACCAGGAGCUUGAAUCCAGCCGUCACUGCCGAGGUGAUCCCAGCAGAUUAACGAGCAGACGUGUAAUAAAUCAUGAUAUAUGGCAGCACUUUUAGUAGAAGUAGAGAUAAAACACCAGUAAAUGUCUGUUUGUGAAGCAGAAUCUAAAAAAUGGUUCAUCAUCCAGUGCCCUGAGAUCAGUAUUCAGAGUACUCCUUGUAUAUGGAAACCCUUUUCUGGACACACUUCAUCUCUCGAGAGACUAAUGACCAGUUUCAUGUCUGCCCUCCAGCUGCUCCUUUCCUCCUGACAUUUAGCUGACUCACACUCUUCUUCCUCUCUCUCUUCUCUUCCUCCCACAGCAAUGUGAAGAUAAAUGGGGUCACCUGUGUGCGUUGGCUGACUUCGCCAUCGCCCUCAAAGAGAGCAUCCAGGAGAUCAACAAGCACUCGUUCAACAACUUUGAGCUGAGGAUUGGUGAGAUCUUUCAGUUCCUCUCUGUUUAUUCAAUUUCAUUUCUAAUCAAGUUUUCUGAUUGUACUUCUGAAAUUUGGCAUUUUCUAAAUUGCUUAACUGUAACAAAAAUGGUACCAUAUUUGACGUUUAGAAACCCACCUCUGAGGACAGUUUAAAGUUAAUAAAGGUACUUUCAAACAACGUGUCUUGUUGUCAUUUCUGGUUCUGGUCUUGAUUCAUGUACCAGUCCACUCUGUUUAACAUCUUAACCCAUCCGUUAUUUGCAGGAAUGGCCCAUGGCUCAGUGGUGGCGGGGGUGAUUGGUGCGAAGAAGCCUCAGUACGACAUCUGGGGGAAGACGGUGAACCUGGCCAGCCGGAUGGACAGCACAGGGGUCAGCGGCAAGAUCCAGGUUCCCGAGGAGACCUACCUGAUCCUGAAGGAGCGCGGCUUUGCCUUCGAGUACAGAGGCGAGAUCUACGUGAAGGGCAUCAGCGAGCAGGAGGGCAAGAUCCGAACACACUUCCUGCUGGGCCGUGUGCAGCCCAACCCGCUCAUCCUGCAGCCGCGCAAGAUCACCGGCCAGUACUCACUGGCCGCCGUGGUACUCGGUCUGGUGCAGUCGCUCAACAGGCAGAAGCAAAAGCAGAUCCUCAACGAGAACAACAACUCGGGCAUCAUGAAGGGCCACCACCACUACAACCGGAGGACGUUAUUAGCGCCCGGUGGCUCGGAGGGGGGAGGGGGGCAUCACACCGAAGCAGCGGAUAAGACUGAGCUGUCCUGAAGAGCAGACUGGAGUUUUGGUUCCACACUGAUGUCCUCGAGGCAGAGCUGCUCUGCAGGCAAAAAUAAGCCCCAUGGUUGAGUUAAACUUCAGUGGCUACAGCUUACGAGCUAAUUUUACACAACUUAGUACUAUAAGAAGAGAGCUGUAGCAGGUUCAAGCUCUUCAGGGCUCAAUGAAAACUCAGCACAAUGAUAUCUGAUAGGGCUGCACUGAUUAAGAGAAUCAGUUAUGAAAUUAGUUCUGACCAAGUAACCUUAUUGGACGAGAGGCUUCCAUGAGUGCCAAUAUAGAGAAUAACACCCCAGGAACUCUUUACUCAGUGUAUCAAAGUGGUUCCUUGGUAGGCUAUAGGCCGCUAAGGUCACUCUUAGUGGCUCCUUUGUUUUUCAAGCCCUUUCGAUCAAAGUUCUUUACAAAGGUCUAGAAACUGACUUGUUCAAGGUUCUGUGUCCACUCAUGCCAUCUUUCCAUGAAGCACCCACAAUCCCAGUUUUUUGAGUGCUUCUUACUGUUGCAAGGUACUGAACGGUGUCCCAGGCACUUCUGACUGUCUUCAUGAUGAUAAUGAAUGUGCUUUGUAUGUGAUUUUAUUCAGUUGAAUCUUAAAAAAAACGAAACAUAAAAACAAUUCAUGGAAACUUGAUGGAAAUUUACCUCAAGGUAUAGUUGUUACGCCUCAAUAUGGAGCUCCUAUUAUUGCUGACAAGGUUGAUAUCAGAAGUGUUCAAAACUCUAAAUUUCACUGAGUUUUGUACAACAUCUAGGCACUGCCAAUGCGAAUAAUGCUGUUAGUGGACACAGGCCCUUAAUUCUCAAGAUCUUCCAACCUUACUCAUAAUGCUGUUUGUUGAGCUGUUGCUUUAAAACAGCAUCACACUCAAGGUCAUGAAGUGAUCGUCUUCAGCUCUUAGCUUUUGGGCUUUUGCCUGUUUCUGAAUCAUAUCAGUGUUGAUAUUGAAAAUAAUAACUUCUUAUUUAACCUCCUUGGCUGCUUUAAAGUCAUUCAGAAUCAACCAAUUUUCAGUUUCUACAUCGUCCAAGAGAAAUCUUUGUAUAAAACAAACUGUUGUAUUGGUAUUACAAUGAAUGGAUACAUGGUACACGAAGUAGUAAAUUCAAAGGUCUUUUAUAUAAACAUAAACAGGGCUAUCCUUUAGCUUUAUGAGACAAAUAAACAGGGCUCCUUUAAUCCUACCGCGCUGAAGGCAUCAAACUUAAAGUGAUGGUUAUUUUACCAACAUUUUUAAAUAAAAAGUAGCCUCAAGUAGCUUACCUUUUCUUCGUGGUUUAAACACUGACUUUCCAGACAGUCUGCUGAACAAGCUAGCUGUCAUUUUAACAGCAUAGUCGCCGUGUAAGAGUAAGUGAAAACACGUAAACCAAAGUAAGUCCAUUUCACGCUAGCUAGAUGUGACAAUUAGUCUAAAUACGAUCAUAGGAAACAUUUCUCUGGCUCUUCCCACCGAAGUGUAACUCAGCCAAUGAGAUUCUUUCUGCCUCCUGAAGCAGCUCUGCUCGUGAUGAAUGUUUGUAGAACUGAAACUCCACCAUGUCCCAGAAUGAGGAGGAGGAGGAGGAGGAGGAGGAAGAGGAGGUGGUGGGGAAAGGACAGAUUUUCACCCGCCCUCAUACGUUGAUGUCUUUUUGACUGAUACUCCCCCCGGACUGUGUGACUUUCCUCCCGUCGUUUCACUUUCCCAUUUUUAUGUCGCCCAGACUCCAUCCCGAACCCCCCUUUACCCAGAUCCCAGAGACCCUGUCCCGUUCUGACCUCGCCUGGUGUCGAUGUUUCUUUUUUGUAUUUCUUUUAUAUAUGAGAGAACACAAUAAAAAGGGGUCUAAUUUUUUAUAAAAACUG
Messenger RNA from Xyrichtys novacula (pearly razorfish), 84301 nucleotides. NCBI's taxonomy places the organism in Eukaryota, Metazoa, Chordata, Actinopteri, Labriformes, Labridae. The record is from the annotation of a GenBank genome assembly.